This is a messenger RNA of Podarcis lilfordi (Lilford's wall lizard), 49799 nucleotides long. The record is from the annotation of a GenBank genome assembly. Lineage: Eukaryota; Metazoa; Chordata; Lepidosauria; Squamata; Lacertidae.
AGGGGGGGUCGGCGGAGUGGGGGUUUGUUUCCGGAAGUGCCCGCGCUUCUGCUGGGCCUGAGCCGAGGCCUGACCCGGCCCGCGGCUCUCGCUGCUGCUGCUGCUGCUGUCGCUGAAGCCGGAGCCGGCCAGCCAGCCGCAGGGAUGGAGAUAACCAGGAACAGUGAGUCCGGCUGGGGUCGGGGAGAGGGUCAGCCACGAGAGCGCCUCUGAGCAUAUGCAGAGUGGCCUCCCGCCGCCCCUCCUCUUGGCUGCCCCUCAAGGCAGGCUGAACUUCCUCCCUUGGGGUGGGGGUUGGGGGGAGGCCGAGAAGGAAACCUGACCCCCCCCCAGAACAGGUGGGGGGUGGGCAGAGGCCCAGAUCCUGCCCCUUCCUCCUGCUGCUCAGGCUGCCCCUGAUCCCUCCAGGCUGAUAUUUCCCCCCUCCCUCCCCACACAUCCUUUAUAAUGCCCCCACCCCAAAAAACCCACAACACCCCCCAUUCAUACCCUUUGCCAUUUGCUUUCCCACAUUGCCCCCAUUUAGUAGUGCACUUAAUGUAUUAUAUUGUGUUUUAGGUGGUCUGUUUCCUUCCUUCUCUACUGAUUAUUUGAUUGAUAUAUAUAUAUAUAUAUAUAUAUAUAUAUUGCAUUCCCCCCCCCAUUUUAUUUUAUUUUUUAAAAACACGACCAGCUACAAUACAAGAGGAAAUUGAUAGAACUGUGACGCUGAGCACCGUGUGCGUAUCUGCAAAAAGCCUCUUCUCUGUGUCAUGGAUGGGAGGGAAAGACCCCUCUGUUGUUUUCAUCAGCUUAAAAAAAAGAAGAAGAUUAUGCUGGAAGGAGAGAGUCCGCGUAGAUCUUUUCCCAACAGGCUUGUUUUGCGUGGUGGCCAUCCAUGUGCAUCAUGCUGGCUUCCGGUCUGUCGCUGCAGUUAUGCGUUGUAGUAUGCCGGCUAGGAUAUGAUUUAUAAGAAGCAGAGGAAAACAGGGAGGUGGAAGCAGGAGAAGAUCAGUUUCGUUUUCUGCCUGAUCUGUAAUGCAUCGGGCUGGCCACUGUGAAAACAGGAUGCUAGACUUGAUGGGCCUUUGGCCUGUUUCCACAAGGUCUCUUCUUCUGUGUGUAGGUUUAGUUGUACAGUUGGGGACAAUCUGCUCUUAUGUAUUGCUGUCUCAACACUCACACACACCCCAAUUUUGGGGGCAUGCUGCUUGGAGCUUUCCCCUCUGGCCGCACAUGUUGCAGCCCAUAGCAUGUGACAGAAAAAAAUACUGAACUACUGAAAUGCAGUUUAAAUACAGGGUUUUUUAAAAAAACAAAAUAAAAAAUAAAUCAGUUAACUGUCAUGCAAGAAGCUGGGUUUACAAUUUUAUUGCAACCUUGCUUUUUAAUGACACCCAUUAACAGAUACGCUGUGGCCAGUAACUGAAAUAAAACCAUCCAUUAAUGGAUACAUUUCUAGUCUUCCAACGACCAUUUUUGCCAGACAGUUCUAUCCAUUUACAAAGAUUAUAAUAAAAAAAUGAAUAAAUUCUCCUUCCUGUAUAGAAGCAUCUUUCAUACAGGGACAGAAGCCUUGGGUAUGUCUGGCAUUCCCAUUUACUUCAUCUUCUCUGGUAAAAUUUACAUGGCCAUAGGGCAGUCGUCUCAGCUUCACCCGUGUGUCUCCUCCCCCUUCCAUAGGGUAUCUAUGUGCAGCACAGGUGCACUUUGUAAUUCUUAAUUAAAACAAACAAACGGAGGUGGCAUUGGUAAAUGGACAACAUUUCCAACUUCCACCCUCAGACCUGCCCCAUCAGAGUCCUACUAGGGAGUGUCUGGGCUGUGUGAAUAUAAAAAUAGAAGAAGAGGCUACCCCAGAUGUUGUUGGACUACAACUCCCAUCAUCCCUGGCCACUGGUCAUGCUGGCUAGGAAUGAUGGGAGUUGUAGUCCAACAACAUCUGGGGACCCACAGGUUGAGAAACACUGAGCUACUGGAUCAGGCAAGUGGCCCAUUUAGUCCAGCAUCCUUGCUUUGUCUGACGGUAGAGAUAGAACAUAGCCAUCAGGAUUAGUAGCCAUUGAAGUAGGCUUCAAAUGUGAAGGAAAUAAGCAGCUAUCGUAUCUUUAAAAGGCAUCUGAAGGCAGCCCUGUUUAGGGAAGUUUUUAAUAUUUAAUGCUGUAUUGUUUUUAACACUCAGUUGGGAGCCACACAGAGUGGCUGGGGAAACACAGCCAGAUGGGCCAGGUAUAAAUAAUAAAUUAUUAUUAUUAUUAUUAUUAUUAUUAUUGAAUUGCUAAGGAUUUAUUUUCAUCCUGUCGGCAUCACCUAGAUCCAUUUCUUUGUGAAAUGGAAAGGGUUUUGUCAUUUUCGCUAUGGAGCAGAAAUGUCUUUUUUAAAAUAUAUGUUUGGAGGAAAGGAUGGUGGGGCAGAUAAGAAGCUAAUGCAGGAGGUGGGGCAUUGCACACUGUCAAAUUCUUCCCAGUCAUAUCACGAUGGACUCUGGUCCUGGAACAUCUGGUGUAGGCAAAGAUGGUCCCUGCGUUGUCUGUCCCACACUAGCUGGAAUGGGAGUGCUGAUACUUAAAGCAACUAGAACAUAAUUGGACAAUGGUAGUACUACAUAUUAACUGCAACCCAUGAAAAUGCCUAGGUCAGCCUUUCUCAACCUGUGGGUCCCCAGAUGUUGUUGAACUACAACUCCCAUCACCCCUAGCUAGCAAGGCCAGAGCUCAGGGAUGAUGGGAGUUGUAGACCAACAACAUCUGGGGACCCACAGGGUGAGAAGUUCUGGCUAGGUGAUCCUUAAUGUGCUUGGUGAAUGUGUUAUUUCAAUUAGAGAGCUGCGAAUGAUUCUUCAGAGGUAGAGGGGCAACCAUAUGUGCUUUGCCCACUUUCAUUUCUUGACAUGGUCUGUUUCUCUCUCUCUCUUGCCUACAGAUUUUAAGGACAAUCUCAGCAAAGUUUAUGAAGCUAUCGAAGAUGCAGACUUUUUGGCUAUCGAUGGAGAGUUUUCAGGUAUGGUGUAUUUCAUGGAAUUCUCUCUUAUAAAUGUAAAGAUCUGAAUUUGCAGCUCCUUGCGGAUCGCUGCUCUGGAACACUGUUGCUUACUGAUUAUGGGGAGGCUGAAGGGAUAUUGGUAAAAGCCGAUCAUAGGAUGCUCCUACACUUUCUGUGUUCUGUCUCUUGGGUGUAACAGAGAAAUGGUACAAUGUGGUACAUUUUUAGAGAGGGUGGGAAAAGAUUGAGGGACAUGAGGAUUUCUUUUUUUAAAAAAAGAAGUGUUUAUUGAUUUAUAGGCCUUUGUAGCCCACCCUUCACCAUGUGGUCCCAGAGUGGGUUACAUAAUUCAACUGUUGGAAGCUGUGUGCUUCUGAAUACCAAUAGCCUGAAAUCACAGUAGGGGAGCGUGCUGUUGCACUCAGCUACUGCUUGCAUGCUUCCCAAUAGACAUCUGGUUGGCCACUAUGAGAACAGGAUUCUGGACUAGUUGGACCAUUGGCCUGAUCCAGCAGGCUCUCCAUAUGUUCUUAUAAUAAUAAUUUAUUAUUUAUACCCCGCCCAUCUGGCUGAGUUUCCCCAGCCAGUCUGGGUGGCUCCCAAUCAAGUGUUAAAAACAGUACAGCGUUAAAUAUUAAAAACUUCCCUGAACAGGGCUGCCUUCAGAUGUCUUUUAAAGAUAGGAUAGCUGCUUAUUUCCUUCACAUCUGAAGGGAGGGUGUUCCACAGGAUGGGCGGCACUACCGAGAAGGCCCUCUGUCUGGUUCCCUGUAACCUCACUUCUCGCAAUGAGGGAACCGCCAGAAGGCCCUCGGCGCUGGAUCUCAGUGUCCGGGCUGAACGAUGGGGGUGGAGAUGCUCCUUCAGGUAUACUGGACUGAGGCCGUUUAGGGCUUUAAAGGUCAGCACCAACACUUUGAAUUGUGCUCGGAAACGUACUGGAAGCCAGUGCAGAUCUCUCAGGACCGGUGUUAUGUGGUCCCGGCGGCGACUCCCAGUCACCAGUCUAGCUGCUGCAUUUUGGAUUAAUUGCAGUUUCCGGGUCACCUUCAAAGGUAGCCCCACGUUGAGCGCAUUGCAGUAGUCCAAGCGGGAGAUAACUAGAGCAUGCACCACUCUGGCGAGACAUCUUCCAACCCCCAAAACCCUCUGCAGAAAGGCCUGACAUCGAAACGUACACAGUGAUGAGGCCAAACGUACUUGUGGGUGGGCAUCCUAUAAUCCGGGGCCACCACAGAAAAGGUCCUGUCAUGUAAUGCUGCCCUGUGAGCUUCACAGGACAGGAAAACUACCAGCAGCGUCUUCCCUGCAAAUCUCAACACUUGGGUGGAUCUAUAUGGUAUGUGGUGUUCCUUGAGAUACUUGGGGCCCAAAUAAUAAUUUAGGGUGUGAUUUAAGCAUGUGCUGCAAUCAUUACGGAUUAAAUUUGUAAUCCCAUAGCUGCUCUAAUGCAUCCCUAAGAGGCUUGUUCAAACAACCUUUUUAUACUUAUUAGGAAUUAGUGAUGGACCAUCUGUUAGUGCAUUAACGAAUGGCUUCGACACACCUGAAGAAAGGUAUCAAAAACUUAAAAAGGUAAAAAUCUUAAAUCAUUGCAUUACAGUGCUUCGUCGAUGAAAUAUUUUGGACACGGGGUUGUGACAUCUGUGUGCCGGACAGACUUCUGUUGCCAAGUACAGCGCUGCAGGGAAACAUUUUCAAUAAAUAGAAAUUCAGUGUUGCAAACCAGGCACAGAAUGGAAGACUUUCUUCUGUGAAUAAUAGUCCUCUUUGGGCCACAAGCUUUUAUUGGGUCAGGUAGAUGGGUUGGUCUUGCUACAAUCCUGUGCACAUUUACUUGGGAGUAAGCUCCCUUGAACACAGUGGGACUUGCACAGAAGUGAGUAAACGUGUAAACUUGUAAGGGGGUCUCCACAUCCUCAGAUAUUUUAUUGGAGGGCCCAAAGGAACCUGGGCCCCUAGGUGUCGGUCCCUGUGGUCAUGCUAUUGCAAUCAGGCCCUGCUUGCAGACUUCUGAUUGAUCACUGAGAACAGCAGGCUCCUCUUGCAUUCUAAUGUGUGCAUUUAUUCGGUUCUCCCGUGGUUUCUUUAACUGGAAAAUAAAUGUCCUAAACUUCUUUUUCUCUUUCUCUACAUCUUUCAAGAGCUUGAGAUAUUUUUGCUGUGCAUUGUUUAUAUUCUGUUUAGAAACAUCCUGGGGUUCUAGUGACCCACAAUACGGUCCUCCAGGUUUUGUUGGUCAGCAUCUCUGACCAGUGGCCUUGCUGGCUGAGACUCAAGAGACCUGAAGUCCAACAGCAUCUGGAGGGCGUUGCAUUGAAUACUCUGGAGAAAUUCUUGAUUACUUCACACUUUCAUGUACAGUGGUACCUCUGGAUGCGAAUGGGAUCCAUUCUGGAGCCCCAUUCGCAUCCUGAAGCAAACACAACCUGUGUCUGCGCAUGCGCAGGUCGCAAUUCACUGCUUCUGCGCAUGCGUGUGACGUCAUUUUAAUCGUCUGCACAUACGCGAGCGGCGAAACCCGGAAGUAACGUGCUCCGUUACUUCCAGGUCGCUGCAGAGCAUAACCUGAAAACGCUCAACCUGAAGCACAUUUAACCUGAGAUAUGACUGUACAAAGUGCCUGAAUUCAGUGGGAAAUGUAGUUUAGUGACCCUUUAAGUUUCGCUCUGCUUUGGGAUUCCUGCGGCUCCUCUGAAUGAAUAACCGGACUGUUUAGAUCUUAUUUUUGUCUUGUCCCCUCCAGCAUUCCAUGGAUUUCUUGCUGUUCCAGUUUGGCCUUUGCACUUUUAAAUACGAUCUCACAGAAUCUAAGUACGUCGCUUUCUUGACUUGUUGAUUCUUUUAAAGCUUAGCAUGUUGAUAGCGACAGCCCCAUCAACUGACCUCGCAAAUCCUUUGCCUUUCCUAGGUACGUUAUAAAAUCGUUUAAUUUCUACAUCUUCCCCAAACCUUUCAAUAGAACGUCGCCAGAUGUGAAGUUUGUCUGUCAGGUUAGUGAGAAGCUUGCUUCAUACGUUUUUCCGUUUCCCCCUUCCUUCUGAUGCUGUAACGGGGUUGGGUGCAGUUCAGAGCAAAACCUUGUUCUGGGGCCCAUGUUUUGUGUUCUUCACCACUUAAAAAAAAUAUCAACUUUCACUGGAUUCAAGUAAUGCGUUCGCCUUAAAUCUUUUCUUGUUUUCUCUUCCAGAGUUCAAGUAUAGACUUUUUAGCUAACCAGGGAUUUGAUUUUAAUAAAGUUUUUCGCAAUGGUAAGCUUCGUUUUUCAACUUGCCAUAAAGUGUAUACUCUCAUAAUACUGAUGUUUCCAUAGCUAUAACUUCUACUGCCAUCUCCCCAUUGAUGCGUCAUCUCAGUUGCAGUGAGCUUCUUCAGGAUAUUUGCCCAGCAAAUGAACUGCUUCUAAAGCACCUGUAGAAUUGCUGCUUCCAACUUCUUUAUGCAUCUGUAACAAGGGCCGUAUACUGAAACAAUGAUUUGGCUUAUGUGUUAACACAAAGCCAUUGUUUACAGUGCUAUAUGCAUGAAUAGGAAGGAUCCUGAACAAAGCUCUCUGCCUCCCACGUGGCCAGGAAGACUUUGCUAGUGUUUACUUCAUUUUCCCUAAUCGGAGUUUGUUGUUAGAAUCAUAGAUUGUGGUUUAGAACUACCUCUGGUCAAUUUCUCACCAAGUCAGCUUUAAACCAUGAAGCUGGCUUGUUGAGAAACUGACCUGAUUAUUAUUAUUUUUUAACCCAGUCUCUGGUUCCUAUAAAAUGACACAAACCAGGAUUAGGAGAAACUGGAAGUAAGUCGUUCUGACCAUGUGGAAAGAAGUGGUGUGUGUGUGUGUGUGUGUGUGUGUGUGUGUGUAUAAGUAUAAGUGCAAGUUUUCAUUCAGGAUCUUUCCUGCUUGUGUGUGUGUAACACUAAACAAUGGUUUAGCAUUGCCUUUCCCAAGCUGAUGCCCUCCAGAUGUUUGCUUGUUUAAUAUUACAUAUAUACUCCCACCUUUCCUCCGUGGAGCUCCAGGUGGCACAAAUGGCUCCCCUCCUCUCCAUUUUAUCCUGACAACAGCCCUGUAAGGUAGACCAGGUUGGGAGAUGCUGGCUGGCCCAAGGUCACCCGGUGGGGAUUUAAACCCUGGUCUCCCAGGUCUACAGUCUAACCACUACAUAAUAUAAUAAUAAUAAUAACCUUUUAUUUAUAUCCCACCCUCCCCAGCCGAAAUCAGGCUCAGGGCGGCUAACAUCAAAUCUCUAACGUUAGUAUAAAAUCAGACAAUAAUCUGGAAGGUGUCAGGUUGGGGAAGGUUGGUUUACCGAUGCAUGAGAACUGGCCUUGUCCGUUCCCAAGCUGCAGUCUUCACCCGAUUUCUCCCUCCCUCUCUCUCUCUCUCUCUCUCUCACACACACACACACACACACACACACACACACACACACACGCUUUGGGCCACAAAAAGCAUCACCAUUUCUCUCUCCUUUAAAGGAAUCCCUUAUUUAAAUCAAGAGGAGGAAAGGCAGCUACGGGAGCAAUAUGACGAAAGGCGAUCCCAAGCCAACGGAGUGGGGGCCUUGUCGUAUGUGUCCCCCAAUGCUUCGAAGUGCCCUGUGACCAUUCCAGAGGACCAGAAGAAGUUCAUUGAGAAAGUAGUGUAAGUGGAAAAAGCGAUGCUCAAAAGUUUUGAUGUCCUCAGUUACUUCUGUAUUUUGAAACCGAUUCAGAGCAGCGAUUUUCUGAACUAAGCUGUGUUUCUUUUUAGGGGCUGAAUUAAUUUAUACCAGAAUAUAUAUGUGUGUGUGGUAUGUUGGUUUGUGUGUGUGUGUGUGUUUUCGCAUGUGUUCCCUCCCUCUCUCUCUCUCCACUUGCAAGUCAAGUUUUACUGACUGGUUCUCUGAUGUUCUGAAACCUGGAGAGCCGUGGUUCCCAACGUAGGGCACACGACCCACAGGGGUGCAAUUUGAUUUUUAAAGGGGGCAAUUCGAGAAUGAGUUAGACCAAGUUAAGGGCCUUUUAGCUUCCUCCACGUGAAUAGGAGUUCACUUUUUGAAUAGUAAGAAAUAAUUAUAUGUCACGGCGGGGGGGGGGGAGCAUCAGGAUUUUAGAGAUGCUUAGGUGGGACAUGGCCAAAAACAGGCUGGGAACCACUGCUGUAGAGAGAGGAGCCAAGCUUCGUGUUUUGGAGGUCCCCAGCUCAGUCCUCAGUCUCUCCACUUAAAUGGCUUUUGGGAAUGCAUCAUUGGACAAUCGUCGCUUGAGAUCUCGGAGGGCUGUUGCUAGAGUUGACUAGGGAGCUGCACUUGGGACAGAGCAGCUAACUGAAUACUUUCAAACAAGUCUAAUGUGUCUCCACCCCCAUCGUUCUGCCCGGACACUGAGGCCUUCUGGCAGUUCCCUCACUGCGAGAAGCCAAGUUACAGGGAACCAGGCAGAGGGCCUUCUCGGUAGUGGCACCCACCCUGUGGAAUGCCCUCCCACCAGAUGUCAAAGAGAACAACAACUACCAGAGUUUUAGAAGACAUCUGAAGGCAGUCCUAUUUAGGGAAGCUUUUAAUGUUUGAUGCAUUACUGUAUUUUAAUAUUUUGUUGGAAGCCGCCCAGAGUGACUGGGGAAGCCCAGCCAGAUGGGCGGGGUAUACAUAAAAAUUUCUUAUUGUUGUUGUUGUUAUUAUUAUUAUUAGUAGUAGUAGUAUUCCACCAGGUGGCUUGGGACCUGGGUACCUCUCACUGCUGGACUCAAAACUCCCAUCCGCCUCAGCCAUCAUGGCCAGUUGUCUGGGAUGAUGGGAGCCGGAGUCAACCGUCACCUGAUGAAUGCAAAUGAACCUUGCAUAUUUCUCUCCUCUUUUCAGAGAAAGGAUAGAAGACCUCCUGCAGAAGGAAGAGAGCACAAAUUUGGAGCUGGAACCAUGCACAGGGUCAGUUCCUCUAAAAACAUAGUUGGGGUCUUGGACAGAGUUUAUGGCAGGGGUGAGGAACAGCUUCCCCUCAAGACUUUGCCAGGCUGUGGCCCCCAGCAUCCCCAGCUGUUGGUCCCGUUGGCUGGGUUUGAUGAGAGUUGUUGUACAACAAUAUUUGGAGUUCCCCGCCCCUGGUGCAGGGUGGGUGGAGAGAAGAUAAAAUAGGGAGCCAUUCCUUCCUCUGGAAAGCUUAAUCUCUCUCUCUUUCUCUCUCUAGAUUCCAGAGGAAACUAAUUUAUCAGACGCUGAGCUGGAAGUAGGUUUUGUGUUGCAUUGCUGCUAACUGUUGCGAAAAGAGAAGGGGUUAGGAUAGUGGGGAGGAACUAGAUUGAAUAAAAAGUUAAUUUUAUUAGAAAGAUGAUUUUGGAAAACUGUUACAAGGUGAUACAAUGAAAUUCUGUUAGGGGGGAUUUGAGGAAGUCAGUUACCAAUGUAAAGUGAUAUUGGUAGUUGAAGUAAUAAUUUUCUUUUGUGUUUAGUUUAGUUUAUUGUAGUGUAAUGUGUUUUUCUUUGUUGUAUGUUUUGUUAUGUUUUCUUUAUGAUAAAUGUGGAAAAUCAACAAAAAAAAAUUGAAAGAAUAAAAAGAUUGAAUAAAAAGCUGUACAGUCAUACCUUGGUUUUCAAAUUUAAUCCAUUCAAGGAGUCCGUUUGAUUCCUGGAACAGUUCGAAAACCAAGGCGUGGCUUUUGAUUGGAAGCUACAAAAGCCGUGCGAGAUGUUUGGCUUCCGAAAAUCGUUUGAAAACUGGAACAGUCACUUCCGUGUUUCGAUUGUUUGGGAGCCAAAACAUUUGAGUUCAAAGGCGUUAGGCUUCCGAGGUUGCACUAUAUUUGCCACCACUUUUGAAGGGUGGCACAAAGUGGUCAUUUUGUGUUCGAUAAUCAGUGAACUCAGGAGGACUAGCACCCUGCUCAGUUCAAAUGGUAAGCCCUGGUGGCCUUUUCUUUCCCACCGGACUGCCUUUAUAUAGUCCUUGCCUUUGCAGGGACCCCUGAUCCAGCACAUUCCCUGAAUUCUAUCAGCUUAUGCAAAACCGACACCCCCCCCCACCGCCCAAAAAAAUUACUCGGACGUUAACUCUUGUCUUUCACGGUAGGUUUCCGAAAGGCAUCCAUGUCGAAACUCAGGAAACAGAGAAGGUGGGUAGAAACGUAUUUUGAAAGCUCUCCGUUUCUUGGUGAGAUUCAGCGGCGCCUGGCGCUCAGUGAGACUCGCAGGGCGGAAGGCAGGGAGAGACAGCAGGAUAGGAGCCCAUCUGCCCCGGGAGGAGGAAGGCGAGGGCAAGGAGGGCAGGGACCGCUCCAGCUGGACUCUCCCCUCCUUCCUCCCCCACUGCCCACCAUUUUGCAUGUUACAUCAUUUGCCCUAGUCCUUUGAAAUUGUGAGCCGCCUUGGCAGAAAGGCAGUGCGCAAUGCAAUAGAUAAUUGGACCAAGCCAACCAUCAGCAUCCUUUUCCCUGCUGAGUUCCACAAGGGUAACAUGGACACCGAGGAGGAGGAAACUGACUGACAGGGCCACCUCUAGGGUUGAUGUAGGUAAGAAGGCAAGGGUGUGUUGUGACAGACCAACAACAGAUGGAAGCAAAGCCGAAAUCAUAUUAGCUAUUUCUCCCCAAGGAUUUGUGAGGCUAGAGCAGGGAUGGCCAGCAUGGCACCUGGGGGUGCAACUACACCUUUGAGAUCUUCACUUGGUGCUCACAAAGCCUCUGAUCCCCAAACUCGAAGAAUCAUAGAAUUGUAGUGCUGCAAGGACCCCACAGUCCUUGGGACGCGGGUGGCGCUGUGGGUAAAACCUCAGUGCCUAGGACUUGCUGAUCGCAAGGUCGGCGGUUCGAAUCCCCGCGGCGGGGUGAGCUCCCGUCGUUCGGUCCCAGCUCCUGCCCACCUAGCAGUUCGAAAGCACUCUUAAGUGCAAGUAGAUAAAUAGGUACCGCUUUAUAGCGGGAAGGUAAACGGCGUUUCCGUGUGCUGCUCUGGUUCGCCAGAUGCCGCUUAGUCACGCUGGCCACGUGACCCCGGAAGUGUCUCCAGACAGCGCUGGCUCCCGGCCUCUUGAGCGAGAUGAGCGCGCAACCCUAGAGUCGGACACAACUGGCCCGUAUGGGCAGGGGUACCUUUACCUUUACCUUAAAGGACCCCAAGGGUAAUCUAGUCCCACCCCCUGCAGUGCAGGAAACUCAACUUAUGCAUCCAUGACAGAUGGCCAUCCAACCUCUGCUUAAACACCUCCAAGGAAGGAGAAUCCACCACCUCCUGAGGGAGACCAUUCCCCUGUCAAACAGCUCCUUCUGUCACAAAGUUCUUCCAGGUGUUGAGUUGGAAUCUCCUUCCUUGUAACGUGAAGCCAUUGGUUCGAGUCCUACCCCCUAGAGCAGGAGAAAAGAAGCUUGCUCCAUGUUCCAUGUGGCAGCCCUUUAGAUAUUUGGUGGCUAUCCUAUCUCCUCUCAGUCUCCUCUUUUCCAGGCUAAACAUACCCAGCUCCUUCAACCGUUCCUCAUCAGGCUUGGUUUCCAGACCCUCGUAGCCUCCUUGGUUCUGAGGUGGGGAGGGUAGUUACCUUUCCCCCCACCCUUGACAUGUGCAUAGAGGUGAGGUAGGAAGCCAGAAGAGUGAUGUUCUUUCCCACUUCCUCUUUCACCUCUAUGGGCUUUUCUAGGCUCAGAUUAAUUCUGCUGGGUCUGAGUUUUACCUAGAUGCUUUGGAAGAGCCAAGUGUGUACAUGUGCACACUCAUGUCUGUGUGGGGGACUGAUUCUCGGGGGACAGAGUGACCAGAGAAGUUGGUAGCCAUGGCAGUCACUCGCGUGUGCCCACCGAUGCCUCAAAGGUGACUUGAUAGCCCUAAAGCCUGUGUAGGUUUUCUGCUCCAUCUUACAUCUUCCUGCAGUAAUGCCCCUUUCUCCCCAACUAGAAGGAAAGAUACAUUAUCAUUAGCAAAGUGGAUGAAGAGGAGCGAAAAAGGAGAGAGCAGCAGAAGCGAGUGAAGGAGCAGGUUUGUGGCUGCAUCUCCUUUUCGUUUCAGAAGGGACGGGGGAUCUGGGUGGUUGUGGGUGCUGCUGAUUGAGAAUCACAAGGCCUUGUGGCUCAUUGGGCCUUCGCCCUCUUUUUCUCACGCUGGGAUGUCUUGCUUGCAGGAAGAACUCAAAGACGCGGUGGGGUUUUCCCGAGUCGUUCACGCUCUUGCAAAUUCCGUGAGUUUUGCUGCCUUUUUGGGGGGUUUUGCCCCUAUGGUGGGGGUUGCAAUUUCCCAACUUGCAGUUGAGAACUUGAGAAUCAGUUUCCCUUCUUUAGAUAGUGUCCAUCGGAGGUGAGAUGUGUUGCAACAAGGCAAGGAGUUUCUUUGGUAGUGACACUCCAGCUAUAGCAGGGGUGGGGGACCUCAAGGGCCACAUUCUGCUACAAGCAAACUUUUGGGGGCCGCGUGCCAGGGGCAGGUCCUGGUGCAGGAGUGGGUUGAGAAACUGAUGCCCCUCUUACUGUUGGCUACUUUCCAGCCACACAAAAACUUGCAAACACACACACAUCUCAUUCCCAUCCAAGCACGUAAGAUGAAUGAAUGAUCAAGGACCCUUUCCAGCUAGGCAAAAAUCACUUGAGGACGGCUACGGAAGGAUGUGGCCUGGGAAGAUGAAGCAAUGCCUAUUUAGAGUCCCAUGGGCCAAACAGGAAGGCCUGGGGGCCCCUGGUCCUGAGAUCCCUCACCUCUGAGCUAUGGAAAGCGCUUCUUAGGAAGAUAUUCCUAGCAGACACACUUUAUCUUUUAGGCAUGGGAUGUAGGUGGCGCUGUGGUCUAAACCACUGAGCCUCUUGGGCUUCCUGAUCAGAAGGUUGGCGGUUUGAAUUUUUGUGAUGGGGUGAGCUCCCGUUGCUCUGUCCCAAUCUAGCAGUUCGAAAGCACACCAGUGCAAGUAGAUAAAUAGGUACCGCUCCUGCGGGAAGGUAAACGGCGUUUCCAUGCGCUCUGGUUUCUGUCACGGUGUUCCGUUGCGCCAGAAGCGGUUUAGUCAUGCUGGCCACAUGACACAGAAAGCUGUCUGUGUACAAACACCAGCUCCCUCGGCCUGAAAGCGAGAUGAGUGCCACAAGCCCACAGUCGCCUUUGACUGGACUUAACCGCCCAGCAGUCCUUUACCUUUACCUUUUUCACCUUUGUCUCUUAGGCACCAGAUAUAUAUUUUUUUAUUCACCCUUAAAUUUUUAGAUUGUUUUACUUUUAUCUGCAGGAUGGGUGGGUUGAUAAAAAGAGAUGGAUAGAAGCGUUUUUAACAAGUAAAAUAAAGUCUCUGUUGUUUCUUAAAAGUCCUGCUGUAGUAUAGUACAGUACCACUGUAGUGGUAUCUUUCUCCGAUGGGUCUGUGUGUCUGUGUGACCAUGUGGGCGGUCCCUUAACUCAUGCCUUUGGGCUUGUGAAUGGUUCUUCACAGGGCAAGCUUGUGGUUGGACACAACAUGUUGCUGGACGUCAUGCAUACCAUCCACCAGUUUUACUGCCCGCUUCCUGAGGUGAGUCGUCCUUGCAGUGUGGCCAACAUUUCAAAGGCUGUUCUCCACUUGAACUUGUGCUGCUGUCCUUGCAAGAGAAGCCAAAGGUCUUCUUUCAGGGGUAGCCGAUGUGGCCCUCUCAAGAUGUUCUUGGACUAUAAUUCCCAUCAGCCCUAGUCAUGCAUGGCCAAUGGCCAAAGAUUAUGGGAGUUGUAGUCCGAGAACACCUGGAGGAGACCACACUGGCUUUCCCUUCUCUGUUUAGUCUAGCAUCAUGCCUUCCAUCCUGAGCAGCCAGAAAGCCCAUCAGCAGCGAAUUACAGCCUCCCUAACCUUUGCUCCCAGUUUAACUGAUCUUCAAAAGUGGACUGGUUCUGAAUUUAGUUUCCCGUUUUGCUAUCCCAGCUAAUUGUCGUUUAUAGAUCUAUCCUCCCCAGGAACUUGUCUAAUGCUCUGUUAAAGCCAUCUGAGCUUGGAGCCAUCACUACAUCUUGAGGCAGAAGGUUCCACAAGUUAACGUCGUGUUGUAUGAAAAAGUUAUUUUUUGAAUCAGAGUUUUAGCUUCAUAAGGAAAGGAGAAAAAUUUCUCUCCUCACUUUUGGCACACCAUGUUGUAACUCCCCUCCCCAAAUAGUCACCCUUUCCCCCCUUCUUCAAAACUAAAAGGCCCCAAAUCUUGUAAAUUUCCCUCACAUGUGAGCUGCUCCACCUCCCUUAUAAUUUUUGUUGUCUUUAUCUGACUUUUUUCCACCUCCGCUAUAUCUUUUUUUGAAAUACAGUGAGCAGAACUGUACCCAAGUAUUGUUGUACACAGGUUUGUACAUAGACAUUACAUAGUAUGGGUACAUUUAUUUUUGAUAAGCCUGUUGCGUGGAAUUCACCAUAAAUAAGCAUUGACGCAUUUGUACAUCCCUUUAUUCCUUGUGUGGUGAUCAUCUUGCUCUGUUUAAUUUUUAGGAUCUCAACGAGUUUAAAGAACUGGCGACAUGUGUCUUUCCAAGGUAGGCUUAUUUUGCCCUGAAUUCAUAAGUUCAUUCCUAGAGGGAAACCUUUGCAAGCAAAAAUUUGGCCCAGGGAAAUACUUUCUUCCCAAGAAAAUGAGGCUUUAUAGUUUAGCUUCCUGGUUUCAGGAGGGUCAGCUUACACUCUUGGGGCGUUCACACCCAUGCAUACAUCAAGAUGAACUGAAUUUUGUGAUUGGGGGCAGGGGAGUGGAAUUGAGUCGCGAUGAUACAUGGCUCAUUCUGCUUUUGCUGCUCGGGAUCCAGGUUGGGGAACUGAAGAGCUCUCCUGGGUAUGGAAGCUCAGUCCCACGGCCAGUGGGAGUCCUGCUCUGCCUAACCUCUGGCUUCUCAGCCGUUACCCUUGAUUUCCAAGCCCCAAUUUGCAUCCCUGAAGACUUGGAACUUUGCAAUAAAUAUAAGCUAUGGGUUCUGACCAGCUCCCAGAACCAAAAACUCAUGCCUGUGUGACAUAAUCACAGGUCCAAAGUUCUGGCAAUUGUUGGUAAGGGACGCAGGUGGCGCUGUGGUCUAAACUACUGAGCCUCUUGGGUUUGCUGAUCAGAAGGUCAGUGGUUUGAAUCUGCGAUGGAGUGAGCUCCCAUUGCCCUGUCCCAGCUCCUGCCAACCUAGCAGUUCAAAAGCAUGCCAGUUCAAGUAGAUAAAUAGGUACCACUGUGGCGGGAAGGUAAACUGCAUUUCCAUGUGCUCUGGUUUCCAUCAUGGUGUUCUGUUGCGCCAGAAGCAGUUUAGUCCUGCUGGCCACAUGACCCGGAAAGCUGCCUGUGGACAAAUGCCGGCUCCCUCGGCCUGAAAGUGAGAUGAGCACCGCAACCCCAUAGUUGCCUUUGACUGAACUUAACCGUCCAUGGGUCCUUUGCCUUUUAAAAAAAUUGUUGGUAAUUAUGGUGAAGCCUUAUCCUUGCUGUUUCAUUUCAUUUCUAGGUUACUGGACACUAAGUUGAUGGCCAGCACUCAGCCGUUCAAGGUAACCAGCACCUGCUAAUGGCACUUGUAAAAUUAAAUAUAGCUUUAGUUCAGCCUUCCCCAAGCUGCUCCCUCCUCAAUGAUUUGGGCUCCCAGUUCUGUACUACUCUGAUGAAGCAAACUGUUAAAGCAACAUACUGCUUUCACAGCAAAAUCACCGCCAGGAUGUUUCCUGCUCAGCAUCAGCUAGGGAAAGAUUCCUUGUCGUGCUAUAGCGAGCUCAUUUCUUCAGUACAGAUCCCUGCAUAGCGAAAAGGACCCCAUCAACUUGCAAGGGGGGCAGUAUCUGCUAGGCUGCGCUUACAGCUAGCAAUCCCCAACAAAAAUCUAGCUAUGCAGGCAAAAUAGCUUCUGUUCGCAGGUAAUACACAUGAAUGACUUGGAUACAUUAUCCCUCUUCCCAAGGAUGCUCAAUUAAGUUGAUGGGAUUGAAAAAAGACUCAUAAGUUAUAACGGAAUUUCAAACACUCUUCCAUCUUCUGAUAUAUAUAUUGCACUUUUUUGCUUAAUUGCAUCAUUGUUAAUUUUUGGGGUAUCCAGUCGUACCUUGAUUUUCGAACAGCUUAGUUCUUGAACAUUCUGGCUCCCAAACGCUGCAAACCCGGAAGUGAGUGUUUCAGUUUGCGAACUAUUUUUCAAAGCCGAACGUCCGACAGGUCUUCCGAUUGGCUGCAGGAGCUUCCUGCAGCCAAUCAGAAGCCGUGCUUUGGUUUCUGAACGUUUUGGAAGUCGAACGGACUUCUGGAACGGAUUCCGUUCGACUUCCAAGAUACCACUGUACAGUGAUACCUCAGGUUAAGGACUUAAUUCAUUCCGGAGGUCCGUACUUAACCUGAAACUGUUCUUAACCUGAAGCACCACUUUAGCUAAUGGGGCCUCCUGCUGCCGCCGGAGCCCGAUUUCUGUUCUUAUCCUGAAGCAAAGUUCUUAACCUGAAGCACUAUUUCUGGCUUAGUGGAGUGUGUAACCUGAAGCAUAUGUAACCUGAAGCGUAUGUAACCCAAGGUACCACUGGAUAUGUUCUUGGAGUAUGAUACAGUGCUGUUUUCAUACUUUGGUUGUCUUGUGGUUUAGGCACCCUCUCAAAAAUAGGGUUGAAGUGUGGAAAUCUCACACCUUUUUCAAUUUGGGAGGUUACCGCUAUCUUUUGCCUGGUCCCAUGGAAUUAAUGCUGCCGCUCAGAUGUUUUGAACUACAGCUUCCAUCAGCCCCAGCCAGCAUGGCCGCCUGAAACAUCGGGGGAGGGGGGCACUAGGUUGGGGGAAGGCUGCAGUGUUGAGUGCUUGCUCUGAACUCACUUGGAUCGUGCCUUGUGGGUCGAAGGAACCAACAACUGGUGGCUCACAUUGAGCUUUGUUUUUUGUAUUUUUGGUUGUUUUUUUAAUUUGCAUUUUAUUUAUUUGUUAACAUUCUUAUAUUACAUUGUUAAACGUUGUCAUAUUACAUUACAGGACUUACUAUAAUAUAAUUUCCAACAUAUAUACAAAAACUAUAUACAAAUUUUAUAUACCUAGAAAGAAAAUGAAAGCAAAAAACAACAACAAAGAGAAAAAACAAAAACAAGUCCCCCCCAUCAAUCUUAUACAUACCAACACACUAGACUUCCUGUCUAUCCCAUUAUAUACUCCUUUUUUUACAAACGAACGUACGCUUAUUAUUGUAUAUUUCUUUACAUUUUAUCUAAUACAUUUCUAUAUCAAUAUGUGCUCUUAGUCUUAUUUCUCAACUCAACCUCACUCCAGCGUCAAUCAAAUGUUAGCAUAGAUAGCGAACCUUUACUGUAUUUUUGAACAUAUGUUUUACAGUAUAUCUAUUCCACUUUUCCAUAAAUUUUUGUUUUGAAUUGCCUCUCAGGGUAUUUGUUAACAGCGCCAUUUCAGCAAAUUCUUGGAGCUUGUAAUGCCAGUCCAUUAUUGUCAGGGCUUCUUGAUCUUUGCUUUUCAGGAAAUCAUUAACAACACAUCCCUUGCAGAGCUGGAGAAGCGUGUAAAGGAGACUCCUUUCAGCCCUCCAAAAGUCGGUAAGGCGACAGAGGGCGUUUUGCACAGCCAGUUCUGGACCAACAGAUUGAUUGAAAUCUAAGGAUUCCCCUCGAAGCUGGAAAAUUCUUGGGGAGGAAUUUAAGCUGUACAGAACUGGAGAUCUUACUGGUCCAGUAUCUGUGGGCUAAAGACACUGCAAGCUUGUCUCCAGUUGCACCAGGUGCAAUUAUUUCUGUAGCUCUGUUUGGUCUACAUUUAUGUGUCUGUUGUUCUGGAACCAGCAAAACAAUGAGGCUGUUUGAAUGGAGACUUGUUGCUCUUUCAAACAGGGCUCCACCUCCCAGUGUGGCUAAAAUACCCCUACUCCCGCUAGGAUAACCUGCAGUGAGAGCCAGGUUCAAGGUUCUUGUGUUAAUUUACAAGCCCCUUAACAACUUGCGUUCAGAAUAACUCAAGGGCCGCCUAAUCUAUCCUGGCCUGAUCGCUCAGGUCUUCCAUCGUUUCGAUACUUGCCCUUUCUGUAUUGCAUUUCUUGUCUACCACUUAAGAGACGACUGUAUUCGAGUCCUUCAUAAAUUGUUUAAAUAAAGUAAAAGCAAACCGUUUUUCCUUUCCCAGAAAGCGCAGAGGGAUUCCCGAGUUACGACACAGCUUCAGAGCAGCUUCACGAAGCAGGUUAUGACGCUUACAUCACAGGCCUGUGCUUCAUCUCAAUGGCCAAUUUCCUAGGUACUUUUUGUCGUUUGUUCCAUCUUGCGCAGUCUGUUCAUCCCUGCCUUUUGCCAGCUGUGUCUGAUUCUUCUGUGGUGGGGGCAUCUUCUCUUUGCUAGGUUCCUUUCUCAGCCCCCCGAAAAGUCACGUGUCUGCCAAAUCAAAGCUCAUCGAACCUUUUUUCAACAAGUGAGUAACCACUUUUAAUUUUCUAAAAACCACACAAAGGAGAACCCCAGCUUUUGAGUUGAACUUUAACCUGUUGUUCUUUAACGCUCCUCUGGUUAAAACAAUAAAGAUCAGAAGAUUGGGAAACGUUUAUUGAAUAUAGGGAGGAAAAUGGUGUUUAUUUGAAAAUGUGGGCAGCGUUAAGAUAAAUUCAACAGUGCAAAUAAGUUUUGAUGGAUGUGAUAAUGGAAUACUGAAUGGUUUAGUUUAUAUAAAAUAUGCAGGAAUUUAUGUUUUGCAAAAUGAACCAAUGGAAAGAGAAGAAGGGAAGUCAUUGACAUUUUAAGGUUGUUUGAAUGAAUAUUCUAAAAUGUGAAACAGAAAAUUUAAUAAAAAUUAUGGGGGGGGGGACCAAAACCAAUAACAAUUUAUCAUUUAUAUGCCACUCAUCUGAUGGAUUGCCCCAGCCACUCUGAGUGGCUCUCCCCGCAAAUAGUAAAAGCACAAGAGAGCAUCACACAUCAAAAACUUCCCUAAACAGGGCUGCCUUCAGAUGUCUUCUAAAAGUCAGGUAGUUGUUUAUUUCCUUGACAUCUGACUGAAGGGCGUUCCACAGGGCGGGCGCCACCACCGAGAAGGCCCUCUGCCUGGUUCCCUGUCACUUGGCAUCUCACAGUGAGGAAACCACCAGAAGGCCCUCAGAGCCGGACUUCAGUGUCCGGGCUGAACAAUGGGGGUGGAGAUGCUCCUUCAGGUAUACAGGACCGAGGCUGUUUAGUGCUUUAAAGGUCAGCACCAACACUUUGAAUUGCACUUUGAAACACGCUGGGAGCCAAUGCAGUUCUUUUAGGACUGCCCUGUUCUUGUUUUGCAAACCUCCAGACCUUCCUUGGAGGAGGCACACAGAGAAGGGCCUCAGAUGAUUAUCUCAGGGUCCAGGUCAGUACAUAUGGGGAGAGGCAGUCCUUGAAGUAUUGGAGUCCAGAGCAGCAUACGGCAUUAUAGGUCAAAACUAGGACUUUGAAUUGAGCUUGGAAACUGGAUCAUGCAAGUGACACUCUAUCUCUUUCUUUCACUCCAGACUGUUUCUGAUGCGGGUGAUGGACAUCCCAUAUCUCAACUUGGAAGGACCAGACUGUAAGUGCUCUUUUCACCUUUCACGUUCCCUCUUCAGAGAAUUGAACCUGUGCAAAACUUCCUCUUGCCCAGUAGUAGGCUGAGGCAGAAUUUAUUUCAGUGGUGGGAACCUCCAGUCUGGAGGCCUAUAGUUAAGCCUGCCCGGCCAUUUUCAACAAGCCACGCCCCCUUUCCACCCCAAAUGCCAUAGAUGAUGUCCAGUGUGAGAAAGUCCAAGCCCUGGCUGCUGCAGGGGAAAGACUUUGAGAGUAGUCCAAGCCCUCUCCCAAUUCUCCCUUUGCAAGCACAAUUUGUCACUAUCUGAAUUUGGUGUCUUUUUCUGUCACCCUGUGACAAAAAUUGAGAACUCCGUUUCGUGUUGGAGAAUCAGUAAGGUAAAGGGACCCCUGACCAUUAGGUCCAGUUGUGGCCGACUCUGGGGUUGCGGCACUCAUCUUGUUUUAGUGGCCGAGGGAACCGGCGUACAGCUUCCAGGUCAUGUGGCCAGCAUGACUAAGCCGCUUCUGGCGAACCAGAGCAGUGCAUGGAAACGCCAUUUACCUGCCCGCCGGAGCGGUACCUAUUUAUCUACUUGCACUUGGACGUGCUUUCAAACUGCUAGGUGGGCAGGAGCUGGGACCGAGCAACGGGAGCUCACCCCGUUGCGGGGAUUUGAACCGCCGACCUUCUGAUCGGGAAGCCCUAGGCUCUGUGGUUUAUUUAUUUAUUUUUAAAUAAUUUUUAUUAAAGUUUUGAACAACAAAGAAAGAAAAGAAAAACAUACACAAUACAUAUAACAAAAACACACACAAAAAAGCAAGAUUCAACAAUAAAAGAACAAAAAACAUAACAAUUAAAAACAAUAUCUCUUUUCCAUUUCCGUUUUUUAAUUUACUUAUUUUCUGGACUUCCUCAUACCUCCCUCUUUUGUAUUCCAAUCCAAAUUGUUUGUUCAGCAAUUUCUUUUCCACUUUUUUAAUCCCAAUCUUUAGCUUUAAUAAGAUAUUGAAAUAUAUAACUUCAACUUCUUUAAACCUGAUCUUUAGUCUUAGUAUCAUAUAACGUUAAAAUUUUUCCUCUUAAUGUCAAAUUUCCAUUUCUUUAAACAUCUUUAAUCCUAAUCUUUAAUCUUAGUCUAUCAUUAACUUUAACCUGUACAGCUGGAAACCGCUUAUUUUCAGUCCAACAUCACUCUAACAUUCUUUAAUUUUGCAAUGUUUCUGAAGAUAGUCUUUAAAUUUCUUCCAAUCUUCCUCCAUCGACUCUUCUCCCUGGUCACGGAUUCUACCAGUCAUUUCCGCCAAUUCCAUAUAGUCCAUAAGUUUCAUCUGCCAUUCCUCCAGCGUGGGAAGUUCUUGUGUCUUCCAAUACUUUGCGAUGAGUAUUCUUGCUCUUGCUGCUGUUGUUGCAUACAUAAAGAAAGUUCUAUCCUUUUUUAACACCAUUUGGCCGACUAUGCCCAGGAGAAAGGCCUCUGGUUUCUUAGCCUAGGCUCUGUGGUUUAACCCACAGCACCACCCACGUCCCUGGAGAAUCAGUAGGUUGUAUUAAAAAAUAAUAAUUAAUAAAUCACAAGCUGAAAACUUCUUUUCCCCCCUUCACUUUCAGUGCAGCCAAAACGUGACCACGUUCUUUACGUUACAUUUCCCAAAGAGUGGAAGACAAGCGACCUUUACCAGCUUUUCAGUGCUUUUGGUAAGUAACAAAUGAGAAGGUAGGGAUGUGACUCCACUGGGGGGGUCAGGGUUUCCCAAACAUCAGUCUCCAGCUGUUGUUGGGACUACAACUCCCAUCAUCCCUAGCUAGCAGGGCCAGGGGUCAGGGAUGUUGGGAAUUGUAGUCUAAAAACAGUUGGGAGACCCAAGUUCGGGAAACCCUGGUCUACGUGCAACAGGGUGUAAGAUCCCUGCGGCAGGGAUGGUGUCCUUCCAGUGUUCUGUUCUGCGCUUGGCCCUGGUGGAACCAAAUAUUCGGUGAAAGGUUUGGUGGCUGGCAGACUAGACGUGGGAGAGAGGGCAACAGGCAAAGAACAGGCAUAUAGCUGAAGGCUCUCCAUAUGAUGCUAGACUCCCAACUCCCAAGAAAAAAGCACACCAAGAACUCAGGCCAAUAUAAGUUUCAGUAGUAGGAGUGGUCCCUACUCGCAAAUCAAUAGUCAAUUGUAACAAAACUAAUCCAUUCAAAAGUAUGUACAGUGGUACCUCAGGUUAAGUACUUAAUUUGUUCCGGAGGUCCGUUCUCAUCCUGAAGCAAAGUUCUUAACCUGAAGUACCACUUUAGCUAACGGGGCCUCCUGCUGCCGCCGUGCCGCUGGAGCACGAUUUCUGUUCUCAUCCUGAAGCAAAGUUCUUAACCUGAAGCACUAUUUCUGGGUUAGCAGAGUCUGUAACCUGAAGCGUAUGUAACCUGAGGUACCACUGUAUUCUGACAAGGAUUACAAAUAGAGAUUACAAACUCAGACAGAGAUUACAAACUCAAACUCAUGAGGAUAUGUAUAACACAAUAAUUAGUUACAGAAUUAGAGAUAAGAGUUUAAGAGGAGAGAUAAGUUCAUGUUAGUCCAUAGUCUCCCAUGGUACUGUGAUAUUUUCAGUAUGUCCAAUGAAUGUUUUCGUAUCCAAAAUGUAGGAAGGAGUGUCGAUAGCAAGUGGAUGCAGAAAGUGCUCCAUGUAUUGACAUAAAGGUUCCAAGAGAGAGUCAUUGCCUGAGACAAUAGGUCUACCAGGUGGAGCACUAAGUAAUUUUUGGAAGUACAGUAUAUAAAAUAUCAACCCGAGGUACCACUGUAUAUAAAAUAUUGGAGUGUGUGGGUAUUUCUUUAAGAGAAACAAAGACUCCCAACUCCCAUCAUCCCUGACUUUUGGCGGUGCUGUCUGGGGCUGAUGGGAGUCCAAAGACCCUUGGAGAGGGCCACAGGUUAGCCAGCCCUGAUAAAGGCAGGAUUAUACCCUCGGCUAUCAGUGGUGGCUCCAUCCUUUCUGCUGGGUAGGCUAAAGACACUGAGUACAAUCUUAACAGAUGGGACAUUUUUGGGAGGGAUUUGCAUACACCCAGAGGAGGGGCCACGCCACCUGUUUCUGUGGAAAAGGAGCUAGCUUUUCUUGACCACGUUUGCCCCAUGAUUGCGUCUCAUUGCUCCUCCCAUCUGCCAGGUGUCAAGACACACCUGCUCUGAUUUCAGAAGCGAAGGCUUUCUCCCAGUACCAUCAGACCUCAUGCCCUCCUGCCCCAGCCUGCCUUUUCCCAUAGGGCACUGCUUCAUAGCACUCUUGACAGUCUUGAUGAUGCCUGAAUGUAAGAUGGGCUAUACUAGUGUUUCUAAGACUUUAAUCCCACUCUGUUGUUGGACUACAACUCCCAUCAUUCCUGACCCCUGGCCCUGCUAGCUAGGGGUGAUGGGAGGUGUAGUCCCAACAAUAGCUGGCGACCCUGGUCUGUGCCCUUCCACUUCACACUUUUCUUUUCUUUGCAGGCAACAUUCAGGUUUCCUGGAUCGAUGAUACGUCAGCCUUUGUGUCGCUUAGCCAGCCUGAACAAGUACAGAUUGGUAAGUUACACGGAGCCUCUCUGUCGAGCCAACACACUGAGGCCGCCGUUACUUCUGCAGAAUCACAACCGACAGAAGGUUACAUGAGAGGGGUUCUUGUAUCUAUAGCCCCUUUUAGACCAGUUUUUACUCGCCAAUUGCCACCUGCUAUUGAGUUCUUUGUGACCUCGGUUGGUUUUCUUGUUUCCUGCUAGUUCCUCUGAGGGAUUGAUCUCAGAGACUUGUAUAGCGAGGAGGGGGGGACUGUGAGCCCCCAGAUGUGGUUGAACAACAUCAGCCUUCGCCAUUGCGGCCCCGUGAGUUGGGAGUCACAACACCUGGAAGGCUGCAGUUUCUCCAUGCCUGUUGUAUAGUUGCCUAAAGAUUGUGGACUUGUGGUGAAAUGGACACAUAACCAAAGGAAGGGCUCCCUGCUCACUUGCUGUUAAUAUUUAUUUACUUACUUACUUAAAGGUAAAGGGACCCCUGACCGUUAGGUCCAGUCGUGACCGACUCUGGGGUUGCGCACUCAUCUCGCUCUAUAGGCCGAGGGAGCCGGCGUUUGUCCGCAGACAGCUUACGGGUCAUGUGGCGAGCAUGACUAAGCCGCUUCUGGCGAACCAGAGCCGCACACGGAAACGCCGUUUACCUCCCCGCUGGGGCAGUACCUAUUUAUCUACUUGCACUUUGACGUGCUUUCGAACUGCUAGGUGGGCAGGAGCAGGGACGAACAACUGGAGCUCACCCCGCCGCGGGGAUUCAAACCGCCGACCUUCUGAUCGGCAAGUCCUAGGCUCUGUGGUUUAACCCACAGCGUCACCCACGUCCCUCACUUACUUACUUACUUGCAAAAAUAUUGGUGGUAUUAUUAUUAUUAUUACCCUGCUUUUUCCCUGACAGGACUCAAGGCGGCUUACAGAUAAAAAUAAGAACAGCUAAAAAAACAACUAAGCAUUGAUAAAGUGAUAGCUAUAUACAUAUCUAAAAAUCUAUUAAAACCAUACCAGUAAUUCCAAUAAAAACAGCACAGCAGCAGCCCUCUCCUUAAAAAGCAGCCCAUUCCCAAAAAAUCCUGUUGGAACAGGAAUCUGCACCGCCUUUAUUGCAGGAAAAAAUAUCAGCAUAAAAUCCAAUGGUAAAAUUACAUUUAUAAAAACGAAUGCAAAAGGCGUCGCAAAUCGGUCGAUCAGCUUAAUUUGCUAACACAGCUGGAUCAUCAGGUAACAUCUGGGAGAACAGAUGGUGUUUAAGCAGACAUAUAAAUGCUAAUACUGCCUGGAAGUGCAUUCCAGGGGGCAGGGGCCGCCAUGCUAAAGGCCCUGCUUUUUGUGGACAUAAAAGUUUGGACUACUGUCUCUCCUGAGGUUUCAAGUGACUGGGAAGAGGUAUAGAAGUUCAGGCAUUCCCAGAGGUAACCUGGUCCCAGAUUGUUCAUCAUUUUACGAAGCUAAUAGCAAGACCUUAAAACGGGGCCUGGUAGCAUAAUAGCAGCCAGUGAUUAGCCCUGAUGAAAGAUGACAAGUGAACUGCUUAAUAUUACUGUUCUGUUUAAUAAGCAGUUGCGUCUGAUUUUCUCAGUCGCUGGUAGGUUUAUAAGUGCCAGGUUGCAGCAGUUGCCAGAUGGUGGCUGAGGAAGAGAGAGGAGGCUGGUGACUUUGGGAAGAAGCACCAGCCGAGUGGAAGGAAAAAAGGAGUUGAAUUGUGAUGGAGAAGGUUUCUCUUCUCUGCCUGGGUGGUCCUACUGUCCCUGAUCAUUGUCUGUGCUGGUUGGGACUGAUGGGAGUCCCUCUAGGGAGGGAGUAGGGCACCAGGUUGGGUACGACUUUGCACUAAGAGUAGGGUCACAUGGAAGAUGAGCAAGCUUGUUUUCUGCUGCUCCAAAUUAAAAGGAGAUUCUGACUAAACCUUGGGAAGAACUUCCUGAUUGUUGUUGUUGUUUAGUCAUUUAGUCGUGUCCGACUCUUCAUGACCCCAUGGACCAGAGCACGCCAGGCACUCCUGUCUUCCACUGCCUCCCGCAGUUUGGUCAGACUCAUGUUUGUAGCUUUGAGAACACUGUCCAACCAUCUUGUCCUCUGUCGUCCCCUUCUUCUUUCCCAACAUCAGGGUCUUUUCCAGGGAGUCUUCUCUUCUCAUGAGGUGGCCAAAGUAUUGGAGCCUCAGCUUCUGGAUCUGUCCUUCCAGUGAGCACUCAGGGCUGAUUCCCUUAAGAAUGGAUACGUUUGAUCUUCUUGCAGUCCAUGGGACUCUCAAGAGUCUCCUCCAGCACCAUAAUUCAAAAGCAUCAAUUCUUCGGCGAUCAGUCUUCUUUAUGGUCCAGCUCUCACUUCCAUACAUCACUACUGGGAAAACCAUGGCUUUAACUAUACGGACCUUUGUUGGCAAGGUGAUGUCUCUGCUUUGCUUUUUAAGAUGCUGAUAGCUAGAGCCAUUUAACAGUGGAGCGGACUAUCUCAGAAGGCGGUGGAGGUUUUUAAAGCAGACGUUGGAUGGCCAUCUCUCAUAGAUUAUUUAAUUGUGAUUCCUGUAUUGGACUAGAUCAGCCUUGGGGUCCCUCCCACCUCUACGAUUCUAUGAUUUUAUGGGUUCGCUCAGUCAUGAAGCUGCCUCCCUCUCAGCAAAGUUGCGUUGCAUGGUAGUGGAUGGGGAGGAGUCACGCGUGCUGCCCUGAGCUCCUCUAGAGGAGGGCAGGGAAAAAAGGCGAUCAACGAGCACACGUGGAACUGCGUCUGGAAUCCUGAGGCUUGAGGUGUUGUCCGCAAAGGCCCACAGCUCAGUGACAGAGCAUCUGCCUUGCAUGCUUCAGAAGGAACCAGGUUCAACCCCUGCAGGGGAAAGCUGCUGCCUGAACCCCUGGAGAACCACUGAAAGUCAGGAGUCGACAAUACUGAGCUGAGCUGGAUAAGCUGGUGUGACUCAGUGUAAGUCAGCUCCCUCUGUGCUGUUGAUACCCAGCUCUCUUCUAUAUGGGUGCCUAGGGGGCAGUGGAGGACAGCCUAGAGAUGGACAAAGGGAAGUUCAAUCCAGACAACACAGCAGAGUUUUAUUAUUACUACUGUAUUACUAUUGAAAGCAUUUCAGUUGGAGCAAAAUGAAAUAAAGAUAAAAAGUGCACGGAAAGAAAAAGAAAAGAAAGGUAUAAUAUACGCAAACCACUACAAUUUCAUAUAUGCUUGUCUAGUAUAUGGGUGUUUAAGUGUUGUUGUUGUUGUCCAAAUACAUAUGUAGUUAUUUAUAACACAGAGAAGUUGAAGGUAGGAGGGCCGCUCAACCUGGACUUGAUGGUCUCCCUGUUCUGGAUGGGGCCACAUUUCCUUUUUGACAGUUUGGAGGGUAUAUAAAGGUAAAGGGACCCCUGACCAUUAGGUCCAGUCCUGACCGACUCUGGGGUUGUGGCACUCAUCUCGCUUUAUUGGCUGAGGGAGCCGGCGUACAGCUUCCGGGUCAUGUGGCCAGCAGGACUAAGCCGCUUCUGGCGAACCAGAGCAGCACACGGAAACACCGUUUACCUUCCCGCUGGAGCGGUACCUAUUUAUCUACUUGCACUUUGACAUGCUUUCGAACUGCUAGGUUGGCAGGAGCAGGGACUGAGCAAUGGGAGCUCAACCCGUCGCAGGGAUUCGAACCGCCGACCUUCUAAUUGGCAAGUCCUUGGCUCUGUGGUUUAACCCACAGUGCCACCCGCGUCCCAAAUACAUAUGUAGUUAUUUAUAACACAGAGAAGUUGAAGGUAGGAGGGCCGCUCAACCUGGACUUGAUGGUCUCCCUGUUCUGGAUGGGGCCACAUUUCCUUUUUGACAGUUCAGAGGGCAUAGCUUGUGGGUAAUGUUGGGUCAGGCACUGCUUUGCUGGCUAAGGUGCCUUGCUCAUGCUCAUUUCUACAGGGCCUGCACAACACAAAUGUCCAAUCCACUGCUCCCUGCCUUAGUGGCACCAUAGAAUCCGUGGCCUUUGGGGUGGCUGGCUGCCUCUCUGGGUGCCCACGUUCUUUUCUCUAGCCCCACCUGCACUGUACAUGUAAAGCAGGAUCAUACCACUUUAAAAGCUUUCCCCCAAAGGAUCCUGGGAAAUGUAGUUGGUUUAGGGCACAGAGAGUUGUUAGGAGACCCUUAUUCUUCUUGCUGAACUACAAUUCCCAGAGUUCCCUGGGAUUGACUAUUAAACCCCCUUCAGUUUUGAUGAGGGUGAGCUUUUUAGCUGAGAAACUGCCAGCCAGGUGUGUAUUAUGGCCAAUUGACCAAUGUGGGGAAUACAAAAUAUAAAAUGCAGAAUCGCAACCCCAGUCCAGCUAAUUAUUCUUUAAAAACAACAAGCCAAGGCAGGCUUCCUCAACCUCGGCCCUCCAGAUGUUUUUGGCCUACAACUACCAUGAUCCCUAGCUAGCAGGACCAGUGGUCAGGGAUGAUGGGAAUUGUAGUCUCAAAACAUCUGGAGGACCGAGGUUGAGGAAGCCUGAGCUAAGGUCUAGCAAUCAUAGCAGGACUCAGGGACACAAUGGCUGAUUCAGGUAUUCCCCCACCUGCUCAGUAAAAAAAUGAUUUGGUCUCCUCAGUGAAGCCACUCAGAACAGCCUCUGAAGAUCGACCAGGAAAUUAUCUCAGGUUAUAGAAGGUUAUAGUAUGCAUUCUCAUAACCCCCUGAUGAAAACAAAAGUGAAAAGAUCGUGUGAACGAACACUUCAGCCUCUGAGUGGUUGAACUGACAGCAUCUAAAUUUAGAAGGAAUUCUAGUAAAUCUGCUGCCUGAAAUAUUUGAAGGUGUAAAUGCUUUACGGUGGUACCUUGGUUUUAGAACAGCUUGGUUUAUGAACAACUUGGAAAUAGAACGCUGCAAACCCAGAAGUAGGUGUUCCGGUUUGUGAACUUUGCCUUGGAAGCGGAACAUGUUCCGCUUCCUAUUGAGUGUGUUCCGUUUGUAAAUUGAGUCCCCCGCUGCUAAUCAGAGGCUUCCUGUUGAGUCUGUUGGCUGUCGAGUCCCGAGCACAUACGCAACAGAGAGGUGAUAUUUGGAGCUCUUGUUUUUGCUAUUUUUUGCAUUUUCGUUCGUGUGGCUUUUUUGUUUUUUUGACUGUGACUUGUUCUUCGUUUUAUGGGACUGACAUGUGACUGUGGCUUGUGACUUUGUUUUGUGACUGUGACUUGUGAUUUCAUUUUUGUGGCUUGUUUUUGUGACUGUGUGCUGUGUGGAACCCAGCUCAGCUACUGAUUGAUUAUGUAACUGCAGAAAUGGAUAAAAGCCCCCCAUCCAAACAAUGACUAUCAUCAGUGCAUGUAAGAAAAAAAAAAUAUUUUAAUAUUUAUCAUCUACAAUACUGUCUUAUUUAUUUUAUAGCACAAUACAUUGAUCAUUGCUUUCAUUUUGUGGACCAAUGGUUUCGUUAGAUAGUAAAAUUCAUGUUAAAUUGCUGUUUGAGGGGUUGUUUUUAAUUUUAGAAGUCUGGAACAGAUUAAUCCAUUUUGCAUUACUUGCUAUGGGAAAGCACGCCUUGGUUUUAGAACGCUUUGGUUCUGGAACAGACUUACGGAAUGGAUUAAGUUUGGGAACCAAGGUACCACUGUACAGUCGUACCUUGGAAGCCGAACACCUUGGCACUUGUACGUUUUAGCUCCCAAACGCCGCAAAGCCAGAAGUGAGUGCUCCGGUUUGCAAACAUUCUUUCGGAACCUGGACUUCUGGCACAGCUUCCGAUUGGCUGCAGGAGCUUUGGAACAGAUUCCGUUCGACUUCCGAAGUACGGCUGUAAUGGGUCAAUAUACUAGCAGGCUAGAAGUCUGGUGGUAGCUGGGUGUAGCCAGUUUCCCCCAUUUCCAUGGGCCCCUUGCGCUCAAGUGCAGACUAUCACGUUCAGUCAGAAGCCUGUUACAAGAUAAUCGCCGCAGACCAGUCAGACAAGUGCAGCGACAAACAUGGAAUGGCAUCAAGUCUCCCACCUCUCUCUGUAGAUUCCAUUCAUCAUUUUUUUUUUGUAGCAGUGCAUUCUAGUCUACUUCCAGUAAAGGGGGUGGGGGGAAUCUGUUAAAAGAUUCUUAUCAAGGUAAUUAUUCGCCAUAUAAAGUGCUCUUCCAGGUAAUUCCCAUGAGUUAUGAGAGGAGGGUUGCAGCGACUCCGCUGCCAGCUGAUCUUCAUCUCCCUUUCAUGGUGAAAUAAAUAGCUCCAUAAUCGACACUUCCCUGCGAGGCUCCGAGCGGCAGGAACCCGCUUUGAAGUGCUCCUUCAUAAUUCGUGUCGGGGCACGAGAGGCUGUGCCGUCAUCCCAGGUAGCGAAAUCUUCCUAGUUUGAAAGGCGGCGCCUGUUGCUUCAGCGGGUGGCGGGGGUUUGUGCCCCGGGGGCCAUGCCAAAAGUCUGAGGGUGGCUGGUUUCGUAAAGAGCUGGUUCAGGAGAGCCAGAUGCCUAGAGACCUGCCAAUUUCGCUCCUCGUGGGGCAGCGUCCCUAUCUCCCCUUCGACGCCACCCUGGUCCCCUCCCAGAUGAUUUGGACGCCAAGUCCCAUCAGCACAGAAAGAGGAGGAAGCGGUGCUUGAAAGCAAGAUUUGAAGGAAGGGGUGGCAAGGAGCAGAGGCAUAGAACAUGUGCUUUGCCUCUGGAAGGUCUCAUUCAUUCGGUAUUUCCAGUUAAAAAAGAAAAUGAAGGAUAGGUUCUUAGGAAAGGUCUUUGUCUGUGCUCGGAAUUCUGGCAAAGCAUUCAGUAAACAAUACUGGACUCGGUGGGUAAAUAGUCCGAUUUUGUGUAAGGCAGGGUGUAUGGGGUGAUAGGGGAGGGGUAGUACCUCUGGGAGGGACGCGAGCGGCGCUGUGGGUUAAACCACAGAGCCUAGGGCUUGCCGUUCAGAAGGUCGGCGGUUUGAAUCCCCGCAACAGGGUGAGCUCCCGUUGCUCGGUCCCUGCUCCUGCCAACCUAGCAGUUUGAAAGCACCUCAAAAUGCAAGUAGAUAAAUAGGUACCGCUCCAGUGGGAAGGUAAAUGGCGUUUCCGUGUGCUGCUCUGGUUCGCCAGAAGCGGCUUAGUCAUGCUGGCCACAUGACCCGGAAGCUGUACGCCGGCUCCCUCGGCCAAUAAAGGAAGAUGAGCGCCGCAACCCCCGAGUUGUCCGCGACUGGACCUAAUGGUCAGGGGUCCCUUUACCUCUACCUUUAGUAUCUCUGGUGGGGACACAUCAUGCUCCUUCUGGAGUGGUUUGUCCACCUUUGGUCCCCAUCCUGCUCUCAGCUCUCACCUGUGGCUCCUAGAAGCUGCCAGCAUGAGACAGUGGCUACACUCAGGGAAAUGGCUUUGACUGGCUGGCUAAACCAGGUGAGGGGAGCUGAUGGGUCUCGAACCCUCAGUGUGUUCGGGACUUCCCCUGCAAGCGAAGACAGGCUCCAGCAGAUUGAGCGGACAAGACCCAUAGUGGGUCCAAUGGUCAAGGAAGCAGUUUCUGCAUGUGCCGUAGAGGGAAGUGAGGGGCAGAUGGGGUUCAUCCACCCAUUAGCUGCCUGGGAGUUUUCGUCAGUUGGGAAAACGCUGUGGGAAACUUGGUGAUAAGCAGAGCUUUGCAAUGGACAGAGUAGUUCUUUGAAAAGUGCUAAACGCUAUGCAAGAGAGAUGCAUGCUCUCUCACACACACACCCCAAAUGGGAGGCCAAAUGGUGUUGGUUUUCUGUUAAUUGCAGUGUAAUGGGUGGGAAAGAGCUGGUCUUUCAUGUUGGACAACCAUUGCAAUGCAAGCUGUUCCGUGGAAUACCGGGAAUCAAUUUUUUAGGCUUGCCUUGACAAGACAAGCCGCCAUCCCAGAUCUGCGCUACAUUGCACUACUGUACUGGCAAGCCCUGAAUGUGUGUGUGUGUGUUAAGUGGUUCCAUGCGCUACCGUCAUGACACACAAUGCCCUGCCAAAUGGGCUGCAUUGCAGGCCUGUUCCUCUCUAGGGAGGCAGAUCCUGGAAGGCCGGCAUGCUUGCCGAGAGCGCCUCAGGGGCAGGAGCAGGUGCAGCGUAUCGAGUUUUGGUUUAUUUUUUGCAAGGAGCGCUCGCUCGCUCGCUUCUGCUAAUCCUCCCCGUCAGCUUACAGAGCGGCAGGAGAGGGAAGGGGAUCAGGCGCCUUAACUGGGCAUUAAGGCUGUAUCAUCUUGUUAAUGAGCUUGAAUGGUGCUGAUCACUGCCACUUGAAUGCUGCCCAAUUAAUUUCAUCCCCCUCCCCGGGGCAUGCCCUCCAGGAAGUUCUCCUGCGUAGGCCCCAGUUAAAAUGAACGGAAGCUGGCAAGGGGCAAGGCUUGCUGGCAUGGUGGCCAGGUUCUGUCGCAGCCAGUGUGCCUCUGAGUAUCUGUUACUGGGAGUCAUGGGUGAAUAGAGGGCUGGUUCGCUCAUGUCCAUCUUUUGGGCUUCCCACAGGUGUCUAGUCGGCCGCUGUGAGAACAGGAUGCUGGCCUAGAGGGUCCCUUGGCCUAAUCCAGCAUUCUUAUGCUCUUACUGGCAGGACAUAAACCGACCGAGACUCUGCAUUCAUCAUCGGAGGCCCUUCUUUGUGUGCCUCCUCCACGUGAAAUUAAUACAGUCGUACCUUGGAAGUCGAACGGAAUCCGUUCCGGACGUCCGGACGACUUCCAAAACAUUCGUAAGCCAAAGCACGGCUUCCGAUUGGCUGCAGGAAGCUCGUGCGGCCAAUUGGAAGCCGGCUUCCAAAAAGGUUCACAAAUUGGAACACUCACUUCUGGGUUUGCGGCGUUCAGGAGCCAAAACGUUCGGGAACUAAGCUGUUCGAAAACCAAGGUACGACUGUACAAGUACCUUGAUCCUGGCCUCAUAGCCUGAGAGACCCAGGCCCCGUCUGCGCGACACCUUUAAAGCAGUGUCACACGGCUUUGAACAGUCCUCCCCAAACGAUCCUGGGAGCUGUAGUCUGUUAAGGGUGUUGAGAGUUCUUAGGAGAGCCGCCUUCAUCUCCCAGAGUUACGUUUUCCAUGGUGGUUUUAACAAAUCAGCCCUUCUUCCCAGGGAAUUCUGGGAACCGUAGCUCUCCUGACAACUUUUAGCACCUUAAAACUACAGUGCCCAGGAUUCUCUGGUGGGAAAUCAUGGUGGUUUGAAGUGGUAUGACGCUGCUGUAAGCAUGUAAAGGUAAAGGACCCCUGGACAGUUAAGUCCAGUCAAAGGCGACUAUGUGGUUGUGGCGCUCAACUAGCUUUCAGGCCAAGGGAGCCGGUGCUUGUCCGCAGACAGCUUUCUAGGUCUUGUGGCCAGCAUGGCUAAACCAUUUCUGGCACAACAGAACACUGUGACGGAAACCAGAGCACAUGGAAACGCUGUUUACCUUCCCACCAGGGCGGUACCUGUUUAUCUACUUGCACUGGCGUGCUUUCAGAUUUCUAGGUUGGCAGGAGCUGGGACAGAGCAACAGGAGCUCACUCUCUAAUGGGGAUUCAAAUUGCUGACCUUCUGAUCGGCAAGCCCAAGAGGCUCAGUGGUUUAGACCACAGCGCCGCCUGCAUCCCCUUUACGCAUGUAGUGCUGGUGGCACCCUGCUAUGGAACCUGCCUCUUUUUGCGCUGCACGAUUUCUUGUAGAGGCAAAUGUGGAAUGGAGCUGUGUUAUUUCCCGCCCCCCUUACGUGGUUCUUUCAGCAUAGCCCGUCAGAUUUCUUUCGCAGCAGGGUCCCCGUUCGGGCUCCCAUCCUGACCACCUUCGCGGUAGCCCAGUUUACCGAGUGCUGAGUUAAACCUUCGUAGGAUUCGGCUGCGAAAGAAAUGAGCCCUUGAGCAGAUUUCUCUCUCCAGCUGGCUCAAGCUAUCUGUUUCACUGCAGGGAUUUCAUCUCCCCUCUCUGCUCCUCCCCACCGCAAAACACACCAAGCUUCUAUUUCCAUCACUAGCAGCGUACAAAGGUCGUGCUCUGAAUUCUUUUGCAACGGGCUGGAGAAACCUUCAAGAAUAUAAAACCCCAGGCAGGCAGGGUGCCCUUCCAGUUCUUGCCUAGAAGGCCACGUAUGAAUCCUUUGCGCCGUGAUAUUUGACAUGAGCUCCCCCCUCCCCCCCGCUUCCAAUACACAGCCUCAAGUGAUAUCAAACGCCACAUGAAUAAUCUUUAAGAGUAUUAGUCUUCCGCAUCAUCCCAACGACACCAUCAGAGUUCAGAUGCAGGGAUUCAGUUUUCCAGAAUCUACAUUUCCCCCUUGCCUUCUGGUGCUGGAACUACAUAAAAACUAAAAGCACUGCCCUAUACCGAGUCCAUCUAGGUCAGUAUUGCCUACACUGACUGGCAGCCCCUCUCUAGGAUUUCAGAGAGGGAAUCUGUCCCAGCCAAGCCUAGAAAUGCUGAGGAUUAAACCUGUGACCUUCUGCAUGCAAGGCUGAUAGAUAUGGGGAACCUCUGGCUCUUCAGGUGCUGCUGAACUAUGACUCCCAUAAUCCCUGGCCUUUGGGCAUGCUUGGUGGGGCUGAUGGGAGUUGUAGUUUAGCAACAUCUGGUAUAUAAUGUGGGAUAUACCGUAUUGGCCUGAAUAUAAGCCGCACUUUUCCCCCAAAUUCCAACCGUGAAAAGUUAAAGUACAGCUUAAAUUCGCGACCUUCCAAAAAUUGGUUUUUACAAUAGCAGUGCUGAAACAGACAUACGGUAAAACGGAAAAAAAAGUUUUGUUGCCGAUUUGCGAGCUUGAGACUGUUCAUUUGCCAUUUGCGGGUGUGAGUACCUGCGGAAUUGUAGCAAUUGAAUAGCGAUUUUAGCGAUUGUACGGUAACUUUUAUGGGCUUGCAAGAACAAAGGCUUAAAUUGGCUCGGAGUUACAGUUGUACCAACCACAGCGAUUUUCAGCCCGUAACCCAAUUUUAAGGGAGCGGCUUAUAUUCGGAUAUCGUCUCCCCCCCCCCUUGAAUUUUAAAGGUGCGGCUUAUAUUUGGGCCAGUACGGUAUACUGUCAGGUUUAUUUGUUCAGGAUAUUGACAUAACACUUUUCAGGUGAAACUCACGAAGGUUUUUUUUUUUAAAAAAAAUACAUUAAAAUGGUAAGGAUCGACCAAAACUAUGUAAUGAAAGAAUAGGGUCUAGCUACCAAAAACAGCAGCCUUUUAAAAGCUUAGAUCUCUCAUCCCCUCAGGACAAAGAUGGACUUUAGAUAGACCUGUGACAAAAACUAAUGGAGGGGGAAGAUAACCUCAGCUAGAGGCUAGAAUUUGGUUGUGACUCUUUUGACGUCCAACCUGGGAACAGCAUAAAGUUGUAUAGCGUUGUCGGGAUAUGGCUAACAAUACAGAUUUUAUCAAUAUUUUGAUCAUUUUAUUUUCUGAUUUUUAAGGUUGGCGGUUAUUGCUGUUUUAAUGAAUGUUUCACAUCAUUGCAUGUAAGCCGCUUAGAGGUGUGUGGUUGUUUUUUUAAUGAAGUGGCCUAUCAAUUUUGCUAGCUAGCUAAAUAAAUAAGGAGAUAUAGGCAAGAGUAAUUGUGCUCCAAGCUGCAGUACGGUUGUCUACAGAAUCGGAGCUGAUGCGGAGAGCCUGUUUUAACCACCUGCCUGACUUGCCCACUCCAGCCAGCCCAAUAUUGGAAUGCAAGGCUUGCCGGGUGGCUAAAAAUGGCAACUUUUCAUUAUGACAUCUGUGGCUUAGCUGCUAUCUUUUAAGGAACUUCCAGAAUGCCCUCUGCAGUGAUUUAAUGUCUCCCGUGGGAUACUGCUGAGCAUUUGUCUAAAGGCGAAGACGAGAUAGUGUGAAAAGGAAUAGCUUUUGGUGGGAGCAAAAUCCUUCGAGCAGGUUGGGAAAAGGGAGAAAACAUGCUUAUUUCCCAUAAAUUGAUUUUUGAUUUUUAUUGUUAUUCAUAUUUUUCAUACUGUAUUUUAUGCUGCUUUUACAAUUAAGUGUUUUAAAUUUGUUGUUAGCCGCCCUGAGCCUGGUUUUUGAACCAGGAAGGGCAGGGUAUAAAUAAAAUUUAUUAUUAUUAUUAUUAUUAUUAUUAUUAUUCAGGUGAUUUGAGGAAGGGAGGGGAACAGCCCUUGGGCUUGUGUAGUUCACAAAUACCCUGCACUGAGACUUUUGCUCAUCUGCUGUUUUCCUGUGCUCCGGUUAUCUGUCUGCAUCUUGGGUUUUGAUGUGUUUCAGUUAAUAAUUCAGAGCGGUUUGUUUUUAUUUUUGUUAGUCCCACGGGCACCGUAGGGAACGAGGUGCAUUUUCUGCCGCCGCUGUAGCUUGGAAGUGAUGCACAACAUAUCGUAAAAGCUAAUCUCCAAAGUGUCAUCUGGAAAAACAGGACGGUAAAAGGCCUGUUUGAGAGUGUCAGCCGUGAAUGUCCGCCGGCUUAGAUUUUUGCCUUGUCCCAUCUCCAGAGCAUCGCAGGGGAGGCGUAAUUUAAAAGGCAAUGAUCGCAUUUUAAAACAUGCAGUGCACUUAAAAAAAGGGGUAGGGCACCCUUCUCAGCCUGAGGACCGCAGCAUUCUGCUGCUUCUUCUCCUUCUUCUUCUUCUUAUAUGUAUACCUCUUAUGUUUUUAUAUGUGUAAGAAACCGCCCAGAGUGGCUGGAGCAAGCCAGCCAGAUUGGUGGGGGAUUCUUCUUCUUCUUCUUCUUCUUCUUCCUCCUCCUCUUCUUCUUCUUCUUCUUCAUUUCAUUUCAGUGGGCCUGCUCUUGAGUAGGCCUAGUGUUGGAUACAGCUCUUAAGCGUUGGCUGCAUGGAGCUGAACAUCUUGGUGCGUGGAAGUCACUCUCCAGCAGCAGCUCAUCCACCUACAACACUUUGGGGUGGCAGGGGGGACGGGACAGCCGUGCAACACUUUCCUCUAAGCAGUCGGACUGGAAACAGCCAAGGGGCAUCAGCUGGCAGCCAAGGGGUUUUGCUGACUCACCCCUAAGAGGUGGCUGGCUUUGCGCCCGAGCUUGGCAGGGAGAUGAAAGGCAGCGGGUUUGCAAAGCUGCUGGGACUUGAAGGGAAGCUGCAGGAUUGCGAGGGCGAAACCUCCGGGAGUGCGUGUGUGCGUGCGUGAGAGAGGGAACACCCACAGAAAGGUUUUCUUCUUUGGGAUGUUGCAAGAAACCAGCAAGGCAAAAGAAGGAACCGCCACAUUUCAGGAGCCACCAGUCUGUAAGGAAAAGCCCCCCAACACACACACACACACACACACACACACACACACACACAACAGAAACAAAACAUUGAUGAGUUGUGUUUUUCCUAUUUUUCCAGAAACUUUGGAAAAUGCGUCCCAACUUGUUCCGUCAGACCUCCUGCUAACCUAGGGAGGGAGGGAGGAAGUUGCUAGCCAAAAUGUUACUAGAAUUUUAAAAUUUUGGAUGCACACACACAGGUUGAAUCAGGAGUGGGGAGUGGAGCCCCAGUCGGCACAGCCAGUCCUCAGAAUAUUAGGGUCGCAUCCGCCAGGGCCGGCCCACCUGUGAGGCAAGGCGAGGUGACCACUUCGGGCGGCAGGAUCCACGGGGCAGCAGAUCCAAGGUGCGCAUCACCCGCUAUUUCUGCCACGGUGGUGGCAGCAGCUGCAGCGCACUCCUUGGAGCCUAGAUCUGCCGCCUCCAUGCCUCUUCUACAGCCACCUUUUCAUGGACAGGAGGUGCUGCUGGUCUCCUCCCACCCCUAGGGAAGAAAUGGAGGGAGCUGCCAUCUUCGGUCUCCCGGGCUUUGUGCCCACCCAGCGUGAUUCAGAGCAGGCCUUAGAUUCCCACUUCAACCGUGUUCUGCCAAGGGCAAGGUUCUCCGGAUUUGGAGCCAAUAAGCACACCAGUGGAUGAAGAAGAAGUAAGGCUUUAUUUGUAUAAGGUUAACAGAUAGCAGCAGGCAUACAAAACACAAAUUAUAGCAGGGGUCAGCAAACUUUUUCAGCAGGGGGUCCACUGCCUCUCAGACCUUGUGGGGGGCCGUACUAUAUUUUGAAGAAGAAAAAUGAACAAAUUCCUAUGCCCCAUAAGUAACCCAGAGAUGCAUUUUAAAUAAAAGCACACAUUCUACUCCUGUAAAAACAUGCUGAUUCCCAGACGGUCCGUGGUCCGGAUUUAGAAGGCGAUUGGGAUAGCUCGGUCAGUUAGAGCACGAGACUCUUAAUCUCAGGUCUGUGGGUUCGAGUCCUGUGUUGGACAAAAGAUUCCUGCACUGCAGGGGGUGGACUGGAUGUUCCCUGGGGUCCCUCACAACUCUACAAUUCAAUAAUUCUAAAGCACUCGGAUUCCACUUAAAGAGUCACAGCUCCCCUGCGCCAAAGAUUUAUAGGGAUUUUAAACUGGGGGGGGGUAUUGUUUUUGUUUGUUAUUAUGUUACAUAUUUUUGCUUUUCUAUCGUAAGCCACCCAGUGGUCCUCAGAUGAAGAGCAUUAUAACAACAAAAACAACAAUAUAAAUAUAAAUAUAGUAAUAGAUGGCAGUUCCCAGGAUUCUAGGCUGGGGAAGAAGAAGAAGCCAUGAAUCCACAAAGUGGAAUAAAUGUGCUUUAAUCAUACGGCGUGGGAUGUGGUAUAAGUCUUAAGACAUUAGCACAGCUGUUAAGAAAUCAUAGAUUUAUUGUGGAAAGGGGUGGAAAACUGUGUGCAAACUGAAAAUGUGUCGUCAUUAGCCAAAGAUUCAAAACGCAGGAAUCGAUGAGGGCAACUGUUUCCAGGUAAUACAUUGGGUUGCACAAGACCUGGAGGAAAAUCAAGGAAAAGGUUGGCUACAAAGAAAUAUUUUUAAAGGGUGUGGGUUUAGAGGGUGUUUCUCACAAACGCUCCCUGCAGAUUGAGAAAAAGACUCAUAGUCUUUAGGCUACAGGGCUGGGGGUUGUUCCAUCUGAGCAGAACUGAAUAAACCAGAGCUUUCCAAGUUGGUGACACACUUUUUAGACACACAUCAUUUCGCGACAUAGUAAUUCAGUUUUGCACCAUUUCGUGACACAGCAAUUCAGUUUUGCUAGCAAGGUUAAACUAACCCCCUUCCAGACCUGGGAGCGUUCACACAACUACACACUUUAGCCAAAACACUAAUAUGUCACAACACAAAGCUUGGUAAGCUCUGCAGUAGACUAUAUAGCACGAUUUGCAUUGCUUUUUUGUAGUUAAGGAAAAGUAAAUUCGCUUAAAUAAGACCUUUCAGCCUGGCGGACCUCAGUGCUAGAAACAGCAAUGAGCGAUCCAGGGUUGGUUAUGGAAUGCUGGGGGUUUGUUAGGAGACACCCUCACUGAGCUACAGUUCCCAGCACCCUGGAGGGAUGCAUUUGGCCCCAGAUCCUGAGGUUCCCCAUCCCUGCAAAAUUUUGUACCUGAUUUUUUACUUCGUAAUGCUCCCGGCAUUUAAAAGGCUGCUUUGUUUUGCUGCUCAUUUUGCUUCUUUGAAUGUUGGAUUUAUUUAUUAUUUGAUGCGCCUUUGCAAUAUCCUGUUCCGACUUCCUUCUUUCGGUGCUUAUAUUUGGGAGAAGGGGCCUCUGUAGUCAGAUAUUAUGCAGUGUUGCCUUUCUAAUGUUUCCAGAGGUGCUGUAAACCUCUUAAGAGAUUUCCUCCUUUGCCCUCCCCCCCCAUGCCUGUAAAAUGGUAUAGAAACAAUCUAAAUACAGUUGUACCUUGGUUGUUGAACGCCCUGGAACUCAGACGUUUUGGCUCCCGAAUGCCACAAACCCGGAAGUGAUUGUUCCAGUUUGCGAACGUUCUUUUGGACCCUGAAUGUCCGACGGGGCUUACAUGGCUUCUGAUUGGCUGCUGGAGCUUCCUGCAGCCAAUCAGAAGCCGCGAUUUGGUUUUGGAAGUCGAACGGACUUCUAGAACGGAUUCCGUUCGACUUCCAAGGUACGGCUGUAAAUAGAAUGUGGCUGGCGAAUAGAGAUUUCUCCUGGCUCCAGUUUGCUUCGGUGUUAACUAGCUGUCCCGUUGCAUCCUGCAGCCGUAAACACCAGCAAGUACGCCGAAAGCUACAGAAUCCAGACCUACGCAGAAUACGUGGAGAAGAAGCACGAGGAGAAGAGGCAGGGCAAGAGGAAAUGGACGGAAGAUGGUUGGAAGGAGAUGGAGGAAAAGCGGCUGAAAACACAGGCCGCUCCGUAUGUGCUUCAAAACCGGUACUACAACCCGAACAGGUGAGAGGCACUUUUUUCUCUCAAUAUAUAUAUAUAUAUAUAUAUAUUGAUUUUAACAUAUAAAUUAUAAAAUGUACCACAAAACUUAUCACUUAUACAAUCUUUUUAGACUUCCAUCAGCACCUCUGAUGAUCCACCAUUUUAACCACUUCUUAUGCAUUUCUUAAGUUUAUAUUGCCUUUACAUCUCUUAACAAAUCAUCCUUCCCCUUAUCCAUUUUUGCAAUACUUCCAAUAAUACUCCUCAGAAAACUUCUUGCAAACCUACAAACGUCGUCUGAUCUUCACAAAUACUUUUUAAAUAAUCCGUAAAUUUACUCCAGUCUUCCGUGAAUUUCUGGUUGCGCCGGUUUCGAAUCCUUCCUGUUAGUUUAUCUAGUUCUGCAUAGUCCAUUAACUUCAUCCUCCAUUCUUCAAUCAUCAAGAGGCACUUUUUUCACUGCCUGCGCCCUUAAAAGACAGGUGAGAGUGAAUCACUUUUCCAUGCAUUUCGAAGAUACCUAGGUAUUCCCAUUUGUAAGAUUCACACCCGCCCUUUGGCAUGGAGGGUAGGACUCGAACCCGUGGCUUUCAAGUUACAAGAAAGGAGAUUCCGACUAAGCAGCAGGGAGAGCUUUCUGGCAGUAAGAGCUGUUUGAUUCCUCCCGGAGGUGGCGAGUUCUCCUUCCUUGGAGGAUUUUGGAGGAUAGAUGGCCAUCUGUCAUGGGCUCUUUAGCUGAGAUUCUCCUGCGGUUUCACUUAGAUGAGCCAUUCUAUGAUAAGGUCCCAGGGCAGAUUACAACAAUGUUAUAAAAACAGAUACAGCCGUUGCAGUUAUAAAACGGGUCAAACCGUUUCAUGUGGAACAAGAGAGGCGGGUUCCCCGAAGCAAAAUGCCUAAGCUGAUGUCCGGCGCUGAGGGCCUUCUGGCGGUUCCCUCCCUGCGAGAAAUGAGGUUACCGGGAACCAGGCAGAGGGCCUUCUCGGUGGUGGUGCCCUCCCAUCAGAUGUCAAGGAAAUAAACAACUAUCUGACUUUUAUAAGACAUCUGAAGGCAGCCCUGUUUAGGGAAGUUUUUAAUGUUUGAAGUUUUAUUCUGUUUUUAAGGGUUGGUAGUUUUAAAUACCUGGGCACUUAUAUCUCUGAGGACCUCUCAUGGACUGUAAAUAUUAAUAUGGUUGUGAGGAAGGUGCAGGGGAGGUUGUAUUUCCUGAGAAUGCUCAGGGGACUGAAUCUAUCUCAGCACCUACUUCUGUCCUAUUAUCACAGUACCAUCGAGAGUGUCUUAACAUAUAGUAUAUUAUCGUGGUAUGGGAGCAGCUCUGAAACGGAUAAAAAGCUUUACAGAGAAUAAUUAAAAUUGCCCAGAAUGUUAUUGGGCUCCAACUACCAACCCUGGAUGAGAUCUUCACGUCUCGCACUUUGAAGAAGUCACACAAUAUCCUGAGAGAUCCCACCCAUCCUGCUCACAACUUCUUUGAACUGUUGCCUUCGGGCAGAAGAUAUAGGACAAUGAAAACACGAACCACACGCCUUCUGAAUAGUUUCUAUCCAAGAGCUCUGAUUGUACUAAAUAAUGAUCUCAGGGCCAGUUGCAAGGAAGCAAGCAGGGAGUAGGAAGGAAUGAGACAGGUUUUUAGGUUAUGUUAUGCUUUUAAUAGGUUAUGUUACAUUCUGGAGUAUGAUAUGUUUUUAUAGAUUAUGUCUGAAUAGGAUGAGAGUGUUGGAGAUACGUGCAAAUGUGUAUGUGAACCCGGUCUUCGAGUGGGUGUUUGAUUUUCGUUGUUGUGUAUACUGUGUAUAUACGGACAAUGACAAUAAAUUUAUCUAUCUAUCUAAUGUUCUGUUGAUAGCUGCCCAGAGUGGCUGGGGAAACCCAGCCAGAUGGGCAGGGUAGAAAUUUAUUAUUAUUAUUAUUAUUAUUAUUAUUAUUACAGUGGUACCUCGGGUUACAUACGCUUCAGGGUACAUACGCUUCAGGUUACAGACUCCGCUAACCCAGAAAUAUUACCUCGGGUUAAGAACUUUGCUUCAGGAUGAGAACAGAAAUUGUGUGGUGGCAGUUGGAGGCCCCAUUAGCUAAAGUGGUGCUUCAGGUUAAGAACAGUUUCAGGUUAAGAACAGACCUCCGGAACGAAUUAAAUUCUUUUUUUUUUUUUAAUGAUAUUUAUUGAGAAUUUUAAGAUUACAAAGAAACAAAGAAAAAAAAGAAGGAAAAAACAAGUAACAAUUAAACAAUACAAAUCGAUAAAAAUCAAAGUCAAAAAGCAAAACACAUAAUACAUCAAAAGCAAAAAGCAAAAAUAAACAAAAAAGUUUAAAAACAGGUCCAGUAUUCCCAAAUCCUUAACUGUCAUUACCUUAUUUCAUCGACCUCCUCACACCUCCCUUUUUUGUAUUCUAGUUGUUAAUUAUCUCAGCAAAUCCUUUCCAUCUUUCAUAAUAUUCUGUCAUUAAAUUACCUUAAUCUAUUUUAACCUUAUCUUACCAUAAGAAACCCUAAAACUUAAAACUUAAAUCUUAUUUAUACCAAUUUCUCAUAACCAUUACAUAUUCUUACAUAAUUCUUUUUAACAUUUCUGCUAAAGCCAAAUAAUUUCGUUCCAACAUUUUUCUAAUACUCAUUAAUUUUACAAAACUUUCCUAAAUAAGUUUUUAAAACUUUCUUCCAAUCUUCAUCCAACGUCUCUUCCUCCUGGUCUCUGGUUUUGUCAGUCCUUUCUAUCCCAUCCAUCUAGUUCAUCAACCUGGCAACCUUAUGUCCGAGGCCCUUAAAUCUCUUCCAUGUCCCUUCCGCAGGUCUUCUUCAUAUUUAUACCUGUACUUUACUUUGUCUUCUGCUCCUUUCACUCGUGGAGACUCCAGCUUGUCAAUAUUUUUGUCCCUUCUCGACAGAUCAGCCCCUUUUCCAUAGUCAACACUGAACUCCAUAUGGUAUUUAAAAGCAUGUUUCAAGGUCCCUCCAAAGUUAAGGGCCCCCACAACUCCGAACUCCUCCCGGCCCAAAGCCAGACUUGAAAGGUCAAAACAUCUCUGCAUAGGGGGGUCUAUCCAGCCCCCCAUCUCCAAGCCAAACAAAACUCUAUCUCUCCAAAUCUGGCUUUUUCCAGGUUCAUUCGUCAAAUCCAACAACUCAUGUUCCUGCUGGGCCACAGCGGAACGAAUUAAAUUCUUAACACGAGGUACCACUGUAUAGCUGUAAGGAUGAAGGGGUGUGUCUUCAGCACUCAGUGGAAGCUGUCCAAUGAAGAGGCUUGACACGCCUCUGCAGGGGCGGGGUUUCUGCAGAUUCCCCGCAGAGGAAUGUUCUAUCCUGAGCUGCCACCUCCCAAAAUUCCAGGGGUGUCGGAACUACCAAGAGGUCCCCCUCUGCCAGUCUUGAUACCCAAGACGGCCUGUAGGGAAGGAUGCAACCUUUCAGAUAUCUGAGACCUGAGCCAUUUAAGGCUUUAAACACUUAAUGUGAGCACCUUGAACUAAGCCUUUGAAUGAACCAGCAACCAGCGUGGCUGUUUUGGAACAAAGGUCAUGUGAACAUUCUCCUGUUUUAUUUAUUUCACAAAGCUUGAUUGUAGGGAGAAAAAAAUCCUCGGAGCCAGUGCAUUGACUUCAUCCCAUCUUGUUCAAUUGGUAAUUCUGUGCAAGAAUCACUGAUUUUAUUUUAAACAUUUUAAUCCCAUUCUUCAGCUGAAAGGGCUCCCAGAAUGGCUUAGAAAUAUGUCCUUACAGGACAUGUAAGGAAAAAGGAUUUGGGGAGAAAUAUAAAAAUCUGCUGGAAAGGAAAACUGCUAUCUCCUGUCAAGGCUAUUACACUUAAGAGAGUUAAUAUGGAUAGACAGUGGGCACCUAAAAGGGAAUUGGUGUACUUUACGGGGGCGGGGGGACCACCCAAACUGAAAUCAAUGGAAAAUAUAAGGAACCAUGUUACAGUUUUAAACAUACGUUUAAAGAAGACUGGAAAACAUCUAUUGAAUAUAUGGGAAAUAAUUGUGUAUAGCUGUUGAAGAAACCAGAGACCUUUCUCCUGGGCAUAGUCGGCCAAUCGGUGUUAAAAAAGGAUAGAACUUUCUUUAUGUAUGCCACAACAGCAGCAAGAAUACUUAUCGUAAAGUAUUGGAAGACACAAGAGCUACCCACACUGGAGGAAUGGCAGAUGAAAUUGAUGGACUAUAUGGAAUUGGCGGAAAUGACUGGUAGAAUCCGUGACCAAGGAGAAGAGUCGGUGGAAGAAGAUUGGAAGAAAUUUAAAGACUAUUUACAGAAAUAUUGCAAAAUUAAAGAAUGUUAGAGUGAUGUUGGAUUGAAAUUAAGUGGCUUCUAGCUGUACAGGCUUCAAAGUUAUAUAUAGAUUAAGAUUAAGGAUUAGGACUAAAAAAAAGUCAAAAGAAAUGGAAAAUUGGUUUUUAAUAGAUUAAAAUUUAAUGUUAUAUUAUAUUAAGAUUAAGGAUGGGAUUAAAAAGGAGGGAAAGGAAUUGCUGGACAAACAAAUUGAAUUGGAAUACAAAAGAGGGAGGUAUGAGGAGGUCCGGGAAAUAAGUAAAUGUAAAAGUUGUGAUGAAAAGAUGGAAUUGUUUUUAACUGUUUUUUCUUUUUUCUUUUUGUAUUUUGUACUUAGUAUGGUGUUUUCUCUUUCUAUUUUUAAAUUUCUUUUUUUUUUAUUAAGAUGUUUUUUUCAUGUGAAACUCCAAUAAAUAUCAUUUAAAAAAAUAAUAAUAAUAAUUGUGUAUAGCUGAAAACGCUGGCAGCAUUCAGAUAAAUUCAACAGUGUAAAUAACUUUUGAUACAAUGGAAAACUGAAUGGUAUCGUUUUUGUAAAAUAUGCAGGGAUUUAUGGUAUGUAAAAUGCAAAAUGGAAAGAGAAGAAGGGAAAUAAGUCGGUAUUUUAAGGAUGUAAAAUGAGUAUUUUAAAUUGUAAAACAGAAAAUUUAAUUAUAUAUAUAUAUAUAACAAAACAGAAGGAAAAGGGAUUUGGGUGUUGGGGGAGGAGGCGGCAAAAGCAGACUUCUGCAUGAGAACCUGAGAAUGUCCUCUUUUCUCUCUUUCCCUCCCCAGUUUUUCAGCUACCAGCACCGUGGGGAAGAGAAGCAUGAGCCCCAUUCAAGAGGAGAGUGGCUGUGACGACGUGGAAGAGAGCGAAAUGCAGGAGGAUGUCCCAGACUCCUUUGCGGAGCCCUUGGAAGAGGGGAAGAAAAAAGCCAAGAAGUUCAAGAAAGCCAAAAGGGAACAUGCCCCAGCAGGUAAGUGGAAUACGUAGGUGUGUUGAUAAAUCAGCACGUCUGGUGCCGCAGAGAGCUGGAUUGAGCUCUGCAUGGAUUUAGGUUUAGUGGGUGGUGCUUGUGGGGUGAGUUUGGCUCUGCCGGUUUGGUAGGGCUGGAUGGGGGGGAAGAAAAACACACUGGUGCUAGAGCUGCUUCUUAGUCUGCCGCAGCAUUUGACAGCUCUGCAUUUGUGGCCGGCCGCUACAAUAAGCCAGCAGCAGUAAUUUCACUUUAGCAAAGGAACAAGUUUGUUGUUGUCGUUGAGUCGUGUCCAACUCUUUGUGACCCCAUGGACCAGAGCACACCAGGCACUCCUGUCUUCCACUGCCUCCCGCAGUUUGGUCAAACUCAUGUUCGUAGCUUCGAGAACACUGUCCAACCAUCUCUUUUUUUUUUAAAUAAUUUUUAUUAAUUUUCCAACACAAAUAAACAAUCAUAUCAAAAUUUCCACAAAUUUAACUCUGUUUGGACUUCCUUCAGCUUCUCUGACAAUCAUCCAUAUUUACCUCUCAGUUAUGCAUUUCUUCUGUUUAUAUUGCCAUUAACCUUCCCUCCCACUUCUAUUUCUUUCUAACAAUAUAUCUCAACUUUCACAGUGCUUCUUGAAACCCCACUAGCGUUGUUUGCACAUCACACGUUCUUUUCAGAUAAUCAACAAAUUUCCCCCAGUCCUCGAUGAACUUUUGAUCUUGAAGAUAUCUAAUUUUCCCAGUUGAUCUGUCCAGUUCUGCAUAGUCUGUCAGCUUCAGUCUCCAUUCUUCUACCGUCGGUAUUUCUUCUUGUUUCCAUUUCUGGGCCAGUAGGAUUCUUGCUGCUGUAACUGCAUAUUGGAAAAGUUUAAAGUCCUUUCUUCUUAUUUCCUUUCCUGUAAUCCCUAAAAGAAAAAUCUCUGGUUUCUUUACAAAUGUACAUUUUAACAUCUUUUUCAUUUCAUUGUAUAUCAUCUCCCAAAAUCCCUUCACUUUCUUACAUUCCCACCACAUGUGAUAAAACGUUCCUUCUGUUUCCUUACAUUUCCAACACUUAUUACACGUCUUAUACAUUUUUGCUAAUUUACCGGUGUGAUAUACCAUCUGUAGAACAUUUUCAUAACAUUUUAUUUUAGUGCCAUACAAGCAGUGAAUCUUAAGUUCUCCUUCCACAAUUUUUCCCAAUCCUCAAACUGUAUAUUGUAACCAAAAUCUUUGGCCCAUUGUACCAUUACUGAUUUAACUUCCUCACCUUUCAUAUUCCAUUCCAACAGUAUUUUAUACAUUUUUGACAAAAUUUUACAAUCAUUAUUUAUCACUUCUGUCUGGAACUUUGAAUCUUUUUCUACAUAACCCCUUUCUUUAAUAUCUUUUUUAAACAUUUCAUUAACCUGAAAAUAAUGCAACCAGUCAUAAACAUGAGAACACUGUCCAGCCAUCUCGUCCUCUGCCGUCCCCUUCUCCUUGUGCCCUCCAUCUUUCCCAACACCAGGGUCUUUUCCAGGGAGUCUUCUCUUCUCAUGAGGUGGCCAAAGUAUUGGCGCCUCAGCUUCAGGAUCUGUCCUUCCAGUGAGCACUCAGGGCUGAUUUCCUUAAGAAUGGAUCGGUUUGAUCUUCUUGCAGUCCAUGGGACUCUCAAGAGUCUCCUCCAGCACCAUCAUUCAAAAGCAUCAAUUCUUUGGUGAUCAGCCUUCUUUAUGGUCCAGCUUUAUUGUUAAAGUAAAGGCACAAGUUACCUUUACUUAAUUCUAGUGUCAGACUAGGCCAGUGUUAGUUAACACAAAACAGGGUUAGGGUACAGCAGGAUUCUACUUGACAAAGGUUUGAUUUGUGGCAGCUGGGUAGCUCAGUUAGUAGAGCACGAGGGUCGUGGGUUCGAGCCCCAGGUUAGGCGAAAGAUUCCUGCAUUGCAGGGGGUUGGACUAAAUGACCCUCGUGGUCACUUCCAGCUCUCCGAUUCUAUGAUUUUUUGAGCAGUGAUGCUGGUAUCUUGUGUCAGCCCUCCAACACUUCUGCUCACAACUCAGCACUGCCAAGCUGCUUCUCUCUUUUUUUUUAACUGCAUCUUAAUUUAUCUUAGGUCUCACAUCAUUCUUGAAGCUACUACUGAAGUUAAUCAAAUGCUGCGACAGAAUUUAAGCUACUAUAAUUCUUUGUCAAAUAUAUUUUAAAGACUUUCCAUUUAGAUACAAACACCUGUUUUGGUUUGUUCUUUAUUCUUUCAGAAAAACUGUCUAGUUCCGCAUAUUCAAUCAAUCUUUGAAUCCAUUCCUGCAUAGAUGGAAGUUUAUCAGAUUUCCAAAUUGCAGCAAUUAGGACUCUUGCUGCCACUGUAGCAUAUAAAAAGAUGUCCUUUAUUUUUUAAGGGAAGUUCAAAUCCGUAAUUCCCAGAAGGUAAGCUUCUGGUUUUUUAUUGAAAAAGAUUUUUAACAGUUUUUGUAAUUCUAAAUGGAUGUCCUCCCAAAACACCUCAAUUUUCUUGCAUUGCCACCACAUAUGGUAGAAAGUGCCUGAUUUUUCUCCACAUCUCCAGCAGUCACCUAGGACACCUUUGUGCUUCUCAUUAUGCACAAGCAAACUGCAACUAAAUGGGAGAAUAAUUCAAGCUGUCCACAUGUGACUGAAUAGCAGGCCUCUUUGUCCCGAAGGGCUUGUAAACGUCUCGAUUAUUGCACUCUGCUCCAUGUGAGGCUACCGUUGCACCACAUCCAGAAGCUCCAGCUGCUACAAAAUGCUGGAACUAGACUAUUGAUGGGAACAGGAUAUUGCCAGCACAUAACCCAGGAGUUUACAAGCUUGGUGGCCAGCUAUUACGAGGCCAGGUUCAGGUUCCUGUAUUUAUUGACAAGGCCCUUAGCAAGUUGGAGCCAGCUGAUCCCUUAUAUCCCUGCCUGGUCACUAAGAUAUUGGGACAGUCUCCCAUGGCUCAGAUGUGCAGCUCAUAUUGACUAGAAGCCAUGCAUUCACCAUAGUGACCCUUGCCUGACCGAGAUUAGAUGGGCUCUGAGCUUCAGGCACAUGGUAAUGACUUCCUUACUCCAGGUAGUGUUUGGAAUAACUGUUUUAUGAUGAGUUUUAACGGUUUUAUUUUCCGUGUGGUUUAUUUCUAUGUACACCGCUUUAAAAACGCUAAUGACCAAGUGGUUGUAUUAGUGCUUGAAACUACAGCUCCUCAGUUAUUUGAGCAGUCAUCCCCACACACUAAGUUCUUGAAUGCUGUCGCAGGCUGAGAAGCAAUUCCGACACUGGUGUGUUUUCCUUCCCUCCAGGCCUGUCAAACUGGCAAAGCCAAGCCUGCCUUCUUACUACUUACAACCACCCUCCUCCUCCUUAGUCUCAGGGUUGCCUCCUGUAUGACUCUGCAGGGAGGAUGACGGAGACCAAACUAGGAUUCGGUGGUUCUGCCUAUUGUUGGCUCUAGCGCCACCUCCUGUUGGCCUCCCUGUCUUCUGCUCUACCAGUCCCACUCAGCCAUUUGCUGGGAGUUGUAGCCCAAAUACCAGGAGGGCAGCAGGUUUGGAAAGGCUGCUUUUAGUUACGGAAGCUCUGCAUAGCUGCCCUGCGGGCCCCAAGUCGCCCUUGACUAGAAGACUCAUUUUUACACCCAAAGGGCAGCGGCCAUGACAGCCACAGCCAACCUCGGUCCGUAACGUCACUGUGCCGCUUUGUGGCUAAAUGAGACCCUGACACCCUUCCAAAUUACGUUGUUUGAGACCCAGCUUUAUUGAUUGAUUGAUUGAUUGAAAGAUUGAUUGAUUGAUUGAUUGAUUGAUUGGGUCUAUAUAUCACCUGCUCGCCAAGGAUCCCAAAGCAGCUUGCAAUGUAAGCACUAAAACAAAUACAGUGGCACCUUGGUUUUCAAACGUCUCCGUUGACAAACGUUUCGGAACCCGGACGCCGUAAACCCGGAAGUAAAUGCUUCCGUUUUCGAACGGCUUCCCCUGAGUUUUUCUCAAUUUUCCCCGUUAAAUUUGCAAACCACCCUUUGCACCUUGGUUUUCAAACGUUUCAGAAGUCGAACGGUCUUCCGGAACGGAUUACGUUCAAAAACCGAGGUGCCACUUGUUAUCGUAUAACACGAAGACUUGGCAGAGCCUUCUGAGGGUCCAUGAGCUCCCUGGCCUUGGUCCUUACUCGGGAUCCCUGCACAGGCAUGAGCAGAGUCUGCUCUUCCGCUUUGACACACGAGACCAUAGAAUUGCCAUUGGAAGGGACUAUGAGGAUCAUCUAGACCAGCGGUUCUCAACCUGUGGGUCCCCAGAUGUUGUUGGACUACAACUCCCAUCAUCCCUGAGCCAGCGUGGUGUAGUGGUUAAGAGCGGUGGACUCGUAAUCUGGUGAACCAGGUUCGCUUUCCCGCUCCUCCACAUGCAGCUGCUAGGUGACCUUGGGCUAGUCACACUUCUCUGAAGUCUCUCAGCCCCACUCACUUUACAGAAUGUUUGUUGUGGGGGAGGAAGGGAAAAGGAGAAUGUUAGCCGCUUUGAGACUCCUUCGGGUAGUGAUAAAGCGGGAUAUCAAAUCCAAACUCUUCUCUUCUUCUUCUUCUCUGGUCUUGCUAUCUAGGGGUGCUGGGAGUUGUAGUUCAACAACAUCUGGGGACCCACAGGUUGAGAAAGGCUGAUCUAGUCCAACUCCCUGCAGUACAGGAAUCUUUUGCCCAACUCAGGACUCGAACUUGACAACCAUGAGAUUAAGAAUCUCGUGCUCUUGCCAACUCAGCUAUCCCAGCUGUUAGGAUGCUCUCCAUAACCACUGCGUCAUGUGCUUUCCUCCAGAAGACCUCCAGGCCCAGCCCACCCAACUUUUCGACGUUCCAGACACGUGGUAGCAUCUGGCUACGACACCAGCGCGAAGCAGACGAAUCUGCAGCCCCUUGCACCUCGGCCGGGCUGCCCUUUAUUUUAAAACGAAGUGGGGGGGGGCGUUUAUAUAAUAUACACGAAUAAAAAGCAAGAUGUCUCUCAGCAAUCAGUUUAAAUUUUUUUAAUUAAAGAAAACCCUACGGAACAAUCGUCGCUGCCGCCACUCCCCCACCUUCGUACAUGUGUGCGUGUAACACGUCGGUUUUGUUGCUUAACCUGAAAUCUUACUUUUUGCUCGUCGUAAAUGUUAGAAGACUGAGUGUUUGGUAUUGAUCACCUUUAAACGGCAUGUACCCUGUGAAAUUCGCAAAAAGAAGAACCUGUGUGUGUUGUAACUUUGCUCCGCUGCUCCAUCAAAGGGGGGGCGGGGGGCGGUUUAUACGCAAGUUGUCUUUAGUCCAGAUUUUCACCUGUUGUUGCAACUUGGCCAGUAACAAAAUGCUUUCAGCCACUUGACUCCCUUUCAUUCCUCUCUUUCUAGGAUCUGUACCCCCACCCACCCCUUUUCCUCCCCCAGCCCCUUAAAUUAACAUCCUUUGUCUUGUCUUUUUUUUUAGGGGGGGGCCCACUAUUUCCCUCAACCUCACCUUUCAUUCGGGAAGUAUUUGAGUGUUAUAUAGAGGUGGGAGGGGGGGUCAUCCUUUUCCUGCUCCCUUUUCCCCUUAACUUUGUGGGUUGUACAAAUGGAAACCUGCGACAUUAACCAGCCUUAGUUUAAAAUACGAAACAACAGAUCUGCUUUGGUAGGUUUCAUAAACUUGGUUUGAUAUUUAACAUUUUUGUAUCAUGGAAAUGAGAAUAUGGGGGGCGGGGAAUGUAUUUCCAUAAAGUGAAAAUUAAAGAUUUUUUUUUUCUUAGGAC